UUCCAGUGUAUGGUUUGUGGACUACAAGUGCAAAAGCAGUUUUCAAUUUAAUGAGGCCCCACUGUAUCUGUGUCAUAUCAUAAGACGCGAUUCUUGUGAUAUGACACAGAUACAGUGGGGCCUCAUUAAAUUGAAGUUUAUGGAACCAUGAAAAACAUGUAAAUUAUGUUGCACAAUAAAAGAAUAAGCUUGGGAACAGACGCAUGAAACUUUGAUGCAGAGGCACAUAUUGCCUUUAUCUACCGUUACAUGGUUACUUUAAGCGCUAAUUCAUCUCUGCAGGAGUGUUUGGUCUGAUGGCUUGUGGCACCCAGGAAAACAUAAUUUGGAAUUGGCACUGUUGCACUCAAGGAAACUGGGCGUUACAUCUUUUCCUUGCAAGCAGCACAAUUUUUACAGUAUACCUGUGCUUUGGCAGUUAUUUUGAUGUAGACAUCAAUCAACUCAGAUGGGCCACUAACUGACUAUUAGUACAGCAGCAUUUUUUAAUGCCAGAGAAAGCUUAAUGUCCAUAGUGCCCAAUCUCUCAGCAGUGGAAAAUGCUGUGAAAUAUUUUAUAAUAAAUAUUUUAAUCUGCAGUCAUGCUCAUGUUAGUGCAGUGCUAUACUGAAGACACCUGUGAGUGCGAUUGGAAUUAUAUGCCUGGAUAAGGAAGAAGCCAAUGACAAGUGCAAGUAAAACUAUAUGAAAUUUAUUGCUUGUUUAUCAAGGCAACCAUAGUAUGUCUCAUGCCUUCAUAGCUGUUGAAAGAAGGCAUGAGCAGCACUAGGGUUCUCGUAAACCAAAGCUCGAGCCAACAAAUUAUCUAGGUAGGAGCAUGCUGGUUGCCUGAAUUGUUUGGCAACAUUUGCAGCAAAAAUGAAGUUUAAUGAAUUAGCUCUGAUUUCAAAUAAACCAGUAUCAAAUUAUCAAGGUUUUACUGUAUAAUGGGGUGAAUUUGGAAGUGCACAUGUUCCUUUAAUUACUUUACACUAUCUAUUUGAAUUUGCGCCGUAAAAACUGUCCUUUAUUAAGUGGAGUAUUACUAGCAAUGUAUUGUCCGUUUUCGUUUUUUUGGGUUGCUGAGAGAGUUCUUAAGGCUUGUGCCAAAUGGUACUGUGAUUUUUAUAGUGAAUUUGAGAGUUUCUAGGAACUCUGCUGUUCUUUGUGUAUGAAUAAACUGAAGUGGCUUGUUGUAAUGAAGUUAUGAUUGUUGUUUUGCUAGAAUUUGAUUGAUGUUGAGUGCUUUCUUGCUGUUUAUGUUGAAUGCAAUAAAGUCCAGCUUGUCAUGUUUGCGACAGGCCGGCAAGAGUGCCAAAAGGUUGUUUUUUAUGCGUGUGUGUGCUUUUCUUUGUAAGAAUGUCUUGCUGCAUUUUCUUAUGGUGCCUAAUGUCCCAGUUAUGCACAUUUUAAAGCUCCAUGCAGUGCCAACUUUAAUAGAUUGUCAAAAACACAUCUAAUAACUGUUGUAUUUUAAAGAAAGUGUAAUAAAAAAUUCUUUCACAUUAAAGAUUUUCAUGUGAUGCAAGAUAGCAGGAAUGGCAGUCUAUUUGUCAUCCUAUUUGCUGAUGGAAAUUAUUGUGAAAGAAUUUACUUGUACUAUGUUUUCAGUUGCAUACUUCCUUGAAAACCUAAUAGUCCAGUUGCUGCAUGGUGUUUUGGUGCAAGUCACAUUUCAUGCUGCAUUUCUAUUUCCUUUUUUUUCCCCCCUUGGUUUGCUAAAGCUUUCCUUAGUAGUGAGCGCUUGAUAUAUCUCACAUUUGUUCAGGGAAAAAUUGAUUGAAUAUACUGUGGUCUACUUUCUUCAGUGCAUAAGAAGCAAUGUUUAGUAUUGCAAUAUGUUAUUUUAUGGUAUGUGUGUGUUGGCAGGUGCAUGAUGUGCAUCCUGAGUAAUCUGCCCAUCCAAACUUUGUUGUAUAAACACUGAAAUUGAUUCAAGAGGUGCAUUUUACAAUUUUAAUGUAUACAUUAUCUUCAAUGUCAAAACUUCCUACUUACAAAAGCCUUUUUCUUUAAUAUUUUUACUGCCGCAUUUUAUAGUGUCAGCUGUAGAUAUUAAAUCACUUGUACACCUUCAGUUGAACUUGGGUGAUUCACACCAACUUGACGAAAUAUUGUAAUAAAGUUAAAGUUUUAUUUCAUUGGUUUUAAAAAUAUUUUGAGAUAUUCAUAUUGCAGUAUAAAAUUUUUUUCGUAGAAAUUCUCGCCUCAUAACUUCGCUGUGCAGCUCAUUUUCUUAUUUGUUUAUGCCACUUUUUGUUCAUUUAGAUUUAUACUUGUCCCAAGUACCAGAGGCAAAGAAACCAUUUUAAGUUAAUGUGCAAAUAAGAAUAGAUGGGGAUCAUGGGCAUUACAGAAAUAUAGCUGCUACCACGUAAAUUUAUAUGAGGUCUCCUUUAAGUGUUGGUUAUAUUGAAUAAUGGCUGUGCAUGUACUUUAGGGAAGAGUUGACUGCACUGGUUUGGUGUAUAUGGACAAAACAGAAGUAUUAAUCUGCAUGAUGGAAUUCCAACCUCUUAACCUAUCAAAUGAAUAAGAUGCAUAGGUAAAGAAAAAAGAGGUUUCGAGCCAAUGAAAAAUUGUGCAAGACUUUGCAGAUUCCUUUUUAUGAAAUUAGCAGUGUCCUGUUGGAUGAUUUCUAGUAAAUAUGUGAAGAUGAGGAAAUAGUAUUUUGUUAAAAAUUUGAACAAAUUGGGGCAUGCGAAAAAAUUAAAUAAUGGGUAUCCACACAAUUACACAGCCUUGUUAAUACUGCAUGCAGUGUAAAUGGUACUAGUUCAGUUAAAUUCAGACGUACAUUUAAGAUAAGCUAUUUGUUUGUAAGUGGUUCUAGUUAGGGCCUUUAAUUUACAUUUGGCAAAAAUAGUCAAGAUAGCCUUGUGUUUUCAUUUGCCUCAUUGUAACACACAUUUUCUUGGACUUUCUUUUUUUUUUCCCUUUAAUGUGGCCACUGCAUUGCUGGGACAUAAUGGCCAGAACAACAUGUAUGCGGCUAAUUCUGUGUGUGUUGUGGCUGAGUACUUGGUGGACUGGCUGCAUUCCAUCUGAACCCUUUGCACAGCUGAGUACAAAGCAUUGCUAUGUUUAGUACCAGAAGACAAACAGUGGACAUGGGAGAGGAACACACCAGCACAAGCACUAAAUUCUGAAUGCGUUUUUUGUGUUCCUCUUUUGUGCCCAUAAUCUUUCCUGUGACAUUAAGUGCUGUAAUGGGCCAGUACCAGCCAGGCCAGAACUGACAUGUUGGUCAGUGUAAAACUAAACAACGUGCUGCUCUUCUUUCAGUUCCACUCAUCGCUACACGUCCGGCACUUCGCAACGCCUCCCGUGCACGAAAUGUCCUCAAGGGCCUCUUUAAGUGCAACCAGUGUCGAGCAGAGUUCACAGAAAACGCCAACCUGUCACGCCAUCGCCGCACAAUGCAUGCAGCGGUGCCAAGUGUGUUUGUCUGCCACAUCUGCACAAGGACAUUUAAUCGCAGUGACAACAUGCACAUGCACAUCAAGAAUGUUCAUGGUGGAGGCAGUGUGGUGGCAUCAAAGUGAAGCACACUUCAGCUGCAGACCUUUUCUACAUGGGAGAACCUGCUUGGUGUCUUCUGGUGCUCUUCAGUGUGUGAACUAUCACGUGUGAUGAUUAGGCAGAUAUACAAAGUUGUUAAGAAGUGUUUAUCCAGUGUUCAUGCUUCUGAUCAAAAGAAGCAAUAUUUGAAAGCGAUGUCUUGCUCAGGACAUUUCAAUGAUAAUAUGUUGCAUUAUGACUGAGAACUAUUGAGCUUGUCAUUCCACGGAUCUCAGCUAGAAGUUGCAUACAAAGCCUAUAGAAUGUGAUGAUUGUAGGCAAUUGCUGGUAAAAUACAAGUGCGACGAACAAGCUGUUUUGCAAAUCUGAGCUUCUAGAAUGGACCAAAAGUUACCUGAUUGUUACACUAGCUGUCAUAUGGUACCUGCUUGACAAUGUUUGUGGAGCCAAAGAUAAGAUUUAUUUGCCUCUGCUGUGAUCUUUUUUUCUAAAACACUCACACAAUGCAGACUUAUUUCUUUUGCAGACACUAAGCACAAUUUAGAUAUAAACUGGUGAAACAAUACCAAGUGCUGUUACAGACAAAUGGGCAUCCCGUUUGAGGCAAUUGGAAGUGGGACAGUAAUCUUUAGAUGCACAAUCUUAGGUAAGGAGUGCAGCUGCAAGUGGCUGUAUAUCUUUUUCUGUGCAGGAUGACAGUGUAAUGUAUGUGCAUUUGCACCAUAAAGCUUUCCAGUCUGCACGAAAGCAUUCCAUUAUAUGUUAGCUUUGGUAAGUGAUUGUUGUGGGUGCAUUGUCUGAUGCAGCUGCGAUCAUUAAGCUAUAUUGUGGCAGUCUUCCGUAAAAAAAUUGCUCGGUAGUAUUCUGUUGUGUCGUGGAACACAUUAACGACAGUUAUGCUGUUGUCUUAUGACAUCAGCACUAUGGAGAUGUUCUACUUGGAAGUUAGUAAGGUGACAGAGUGAAAAAGCUUGUACAGGAUAGAGACAUAAAGAAAGGACUCUGACAUGAGCACUUAAAUGAGAGCUUGUGUCGCUUGUUUCAUUAUUUUUUAAUGUCUGUCAUAUUCAUGCUAUUUUUCGCUAUAACAUCAGCACCUUUAAAUAUAAAUAUUUUGUAUUCAGGAUAUCGACAUCUUGAACACCCUUAAUUAAAAUCUUUUUUUCAUACACUCUUUGAAAACUUUUUUAAAAUGGAUGUUUUCCUUGAAUUUCUUGAAAACUGGGGUGCUGGCAUUUCUGAUUAUGAAAACCAGCAAACGUAAGAUGUGGAAACGCAUGUUAGUAGCCCUGCCCUUGGUAGCCCUGUAAAAUAUAUAUUGGUGUUUUACGCAGAAAAGGCCAUGUUCACAAGUUAUUUGAGUCAAAAGGCCACAUGGUUUGAAAAAAGUACUGCAGUGUGUGGCAACCCAUGUUCAUGCCAAACAGUGCACAUUUUAUUUCUUCGUGUGUGUUUUGUUAUUUAAAAAAAUAUUUGAUGAAAUACAUGCACACUUUCAUGUUUUCAUUUUUGCAUUAGUCUAUUUCGAUAUUGCUUUAUGUAGUACACUCUUGACUGCGCAUUCAAAAGGUUAAAGUCACACCGCUAUCACCACAAACACCAUGAAAUAUGGAGAUUGCCUCUGCAGGGUUGUUUCUGAUAGCCAGGGCCGAUAGCAUCUGCUGAACAGACCUAGAAGUAGAGAGAAGUGUAGUCUUUGUGGAUGAAUCAUUGCAACCAUAAAUCAUUUUUGUGACUUCAAGCAUACAACAAGCUCUUGAAUAUCACCUUGAGUAUUAAAAUUCUUGCAUUGUUCUGAAAUACAUAUACUUCAUGGACCCUGUGGACAGUAAACUAAAAUUUUCAAGAAAAUAUAAUGAUGGUACUUGUAAAAUCAGCAGAAACUAGGGCCAUGUAGUUUCUAGUUACAUUUGGUUCAAUCAGUUGCAAUAGCGAAUUAAGUAUAUGCAGAUUUGUCGCCGUAUCUCCAAGCAUGACAUUGCAAAUGUCACAAAAUGGUUCAGUUUAUUUCACUUUGCUGCUGUUCAUUCACUAUGCAGCUUACCUUUAAUUGCUGCAGUGUGUGGGUCAUUAGCAUACACACAAGGAGGAGCAACGGUUGCUGCACCUUUCUCCUCCUUGAUUGAUUGAGUGAUUGAUCCAUUGUUGGUUUGUUUUAUUAGAAGGGGAAAAGAAGGAGGUAAGAAAUGAAGGGCCAUGGGCAUCUUAACUGUCUCACUCCUCAGUAUACACCUCAAUUACUGUUCCGCAGCUUUGAGAAAGUUAGAGAAAAGAUAGGGGAGAGGAAAAAUAUAAUAGACUAAGAGAAAAGUGAGAGAAGGGAGGGUGUCAGUUUGAAAAGCAUAUUUGGCAGCCCAUCUAAGGUUUUGGAGCAUAAAUGAUCAGGAAAAACAGAACUGCUGCAUGUGUGCCAGUACUGGUAGCCCUGCAGCCAGCCAUCAUGAAGCAGAGCUGGGCUGAACAAGGUGCUGUUAUGUGAAAUAUGGUUUGCAGUAGAUGGCCCUGCUUUUAGUUUGCAUUCAAAGCACAAGACUACUGUCAGGUGACUCUGUAAAGGGCAAGCUUUGCUGUCAUUAAGAGAAAUGUGAUGCCUGUUGCCAUGAUCCUGUUCUUGUUACAUGUUGCCAUGACUACAGCCUUGGAGCUUUUUUCAAGACUAGGACAGCACUACAUCAGAAUUAUUGAUCACAAAAUAAUGCCUUGUUACUGGAAGCCUUGAGUGAACUUCUAGUAAGCUGCUAUUUGCCCACCCAUGCCACAUGCCAGAUUAAAUGUUAAAGUUUGUCAUCGAACUUGUAACACGUCACAGAACAUGCAUAGAUUGGUGACAUAACUAUAUUGAAUUUCUUCAGUUUCUGGAAGCAUUUGUGGGUCUCGGCUGGUGCUUUUAUUCAACUUCUUUUGCACAUUAAAUACUUUUAGGUCUCUUUUUUUUUGGUGGUCUAUACAGAAUGUUACCUGCAAGAAUCAAUUUGAAAUUUCCAAUCCACAUUGACAUGUUGCUGUUGCUGUUUUGCAUAAGGACUCUGCUGCCAGCCUUGCUUUAACAGUCAUUCUUGCACUCAUAAGCUCUACAAGGUUAUAAAGCAUGCUUAUAAAAAUAUUGUAUUUCACCCCCUCCCUAGAAAUUAAACCUGAGUAGAUUUCAUCCACACUAAUUUUUGCUGAAGUUUACAAUUAGUUAAAUGGGCCUUACAGCACUGUCUUGCUCAUGAAAGAGCCCUGUGUCAUGAAUGUCCUCAUGCAAGAAGUUUACAGAAGCGUUUUAUAUGAUGAUGAGUUAUCAGAAAGUUCCCACUUGUCAAUGUUGAGGAUUUCAUCUUUGUCCUUAAUUAAUGGUACAUUGGAUGUGUGAGGCUCACUGAUGUGAGUAGUGAAUCUCCUGCAGUGAUGUUUCAUGCUAUGGUUUUUCUUUUUUCUUCUCGCACAUCUAAGCUAGCUAUACCCACUUUUUUAGUGCACAAUUCACCAUGCUCAUUCAGUUUGCUUUCUGUACGUUUGUUCCUACUCUUGAGUUUGCACUCUCUGCUGCUUUGUCAAUGUAGUGUCUGCUGUUCUGUGUUGGUGUGGCGAAUAGCAACUAUGUUAUACUGGGAAUAAAAUUAAUGUUUCUAGUGCCACAAAAGGGGACAAAAACUGACAAGUGUUUUAAUUUUUUUGUGGCAUUACAAACACUAAUGGUAAUCUAAAGCACCAACUUUCCUAACAAGAGCCAGUAUAACGUAAAACUAUUAAUAUCAGUUUUUGUUCCAACUCUGCCUUUAGCCUUCCAUGAUAGGUCAGAAUAGCUCGUGCUGAGCCCAUAUAGGAGGGGUCCGAGCCAUUUCAAUCUAUCAUGGAGUGCUAAUGGUGGAUUUGGAAUAAAAACAGAUUGGAAUAGUUUUGCAUUAUCCCGGAAAAGACCUUCCAUGCUGCGAUGCUACUAGUGGCAGUGAGAGGCAAGCAAUGCAGGGAGUGUAGGAACAUCCUAGGCGAGCUGUAGGAUCUCUUCUGUCUAGAAAAUUUAGUUUGGGUGUUCGUUAUUGUAGGUGCUACUAAUUGAAUGAUUGAAUGAUUGUAUAAAGUUCAAAUUUAUUGGGUCUCCUAAAAAUGCACCUAGAAUUACGCAUAGGCAGGUAUGAGACGGAUCCUUCCAGUUUUAUUUUCCGAGUGAGCUACUUAAAAAAAAAAAAAAAACUAUUCUGCAAACUACGAAUAUAAUACCCAGCGUAAAUAACCCAUCCACUGUAUUUAUUCCUUUGAAACUUACAAUUUCUUUGCUGCAGUUAUAAGUUGCAGUAUGAUUGGAAAAUGUGGGAGCCAGUGGAUGUGGCAAUUUCACAAUAUACUGCAGCUAGUGGCAUGCUUUGCAUUGCUGUGGCCAUAAUGGUUUGCACGUUGCAUGUGAACCAAGUCCUAGUAUUGAGCACUGCAUAAGUUUGGAGCCUGGUAAAGAAAUGUGGGAACUUUUAUACAAAAUGAGUAUAUAAAUGCCUUUAUAAAAAAAUAAUUUAAUGUUGCAGUCGGAUAAAUGCAGAUAAUGUUUUUACAUUAUGUAUGUCUUAUAAGUAAAGCAUGCUUGUGUGUGUGUGUGUGUAGUGCUAUGGCAAUGGGCAUUUCAUGCCUACACCUACCCUUGGAGACUGCAUGGAACACCUAUUUCUUGGCUGACCUCUUAAUGCUGGAACAUGUCUAUUUUUCUCUAAUUGGUUAAGGAAGCCUCAUUUUCACACUUGUGCCUUUUUUAGCUAUAUAAUACUCACUUCAGUUGUGUGAGUAGCUCUGCUACCCAAAAAUGAUAGUGCGACUGAUUGUCAAAACUGUUAGUAGUGGUCUCAAGUUGCCUUUUUUUGGUGGUAUUUCAUGUAAUGGUGCUGCGAUAUUCAGUUUUGCAUGCUGCUAAUGCCUUUUUUCACGUCACGCAGCAAUGCCAGAAAGUCGCAUGUAGAUGGACCUUUUCAUGUACAGUACAAGGGGUGAAAACUUUCCUAAAAUGCUGUCAGAUGAGAGAAGAAGCUUUUAUUUUUAAAUCAUGUCGGGGCUAUAUUUAUGCCUUCAUUUUAAGUUACUUUUCAAAGGAGUUUUCUUUUUUAAGUGUGUCAUUUCCAUCUUAUUAGAAAAUCGUAAAAGGAGCCAGUUCUGAUGUCCUUAGAUGACAAGCAAGCAUUCAGAUUCUGCUUAGAGUUGUCUUCAGUAACUUGUGACUGUUUGCCUUCUAAAAAGAAAAGGGGCACUGUUGCUUGCAUUAAUGCAUCAUCAGUGUAAAAAGAUACUUUUCUAAAGCAGGGAAGUGCAGUGGUUGAGGUUCGUUGCUUGCCCUAAGUUUAAAAGAGAAACUGCAGCAACAAAUGUUUAUGUAAUGCCUUCCUUUAAGUGUGAAAGUAACGACUUUGAAUGCUCUUAAUUACCCUUAACUUAAUGUUGUUAGUCUAGUAUCAAGCUUGCCCUUGGCUCCUGUUUGACUACCUUCUUUUGAUGUUAUUGUAUCAUAUUAUAAAUGCUUUCUGCCUUCCUUCUCCUUCUAUUCAUGUCCACUGCAGGAUGAAGGCCUUUCAUAGCAGUCUCUAAUUAAACCUGUGUUACGUCUGCCAACUUCAUUCUAGGCCUGCAAAUUUUCUAAUUACACCACAAAAUUCUCUGCUGUCCUCGGCUGUGUUUUUGUUCCCUUUGCAUCCAUUGUGCUUCUCUAAUCGACCAACAGUUAUUGGCUGUAUGCAUUACAUGACCCAUCAAAUUUUGAUUCUUUCUCCUUAUGUCAACUAGAAUAUCAGCUGCACGUGUCGGCUUUCCAUUCAUAUAUGUUAACAUUACGGCUAUGAUUUUCUGUUCUAUUGCUCGUUCUGUGGCCCUUAGCAUCUUCUUUUUGUUACCCUCACUGGUAGAGUGUAAGUCUAUUACAUAUUUUUUAUUGCAGAAUAUUGGUAAGCUAUUAUUGAUCAGCUAUUAAUGACUUUGUAGUGCCUCUCACAAGUGCUCCAACGGUUUUUAUUCAUCAGCAUAUUUCCUUCUUGUUAUCCUGUCCCCAUAAAUAAUUGGCCUACAUAAAGUACUCCUUCACUGUUUGAAGGGGCUGAUACCCAAUCAUAAACCCUUUGUGCCCUUGCCAGGCUGUUAAACAAUACUUUAGUUUCCUGCAUAAUAAUUUCCGAACCUGCCCUGAAACUUUGGAAACUCAGGUUUUCAAUCAUUUAUUUCAGUUCAUCUCCACUGUUAAACAGGAAAGUGUCAUCUUCAAACCACAGAUUGCGGGAAUGUUCCCUGUUAAUCCUUACACCUGAUCAUUUAAGCUAGCAUCUAGAAUACCUCUUGCAAGCAUGCAUUGAAUAAUGACAUAUAGAGUGUGCUCCUUGCCUGGGCACCAUUCUUAGCCAGUAUUUUGGAGGCAAAGGGGAGUGCUAAAAUUGUACGGAAAGGCUGCUGGAGAAGUUGACAGGAAAGACACUCACUUGCAACUAAGGUUUAUUGGACAAUAAUUUGUGAGCAUUACCGAGCACAGAGUGACAGUCAGAAACGAAAUGAGAAUCAAGGCUUUCUUUUUUUUUAAUUUAAUGUGGAAGAAAGGUGAUAAGGUAAAUGCCAAAACAUUGGUCUAUCUUUUCAUGCUCCCCUACACAAGUGGAAACAAGGUUGGCAUGUGCAAAAACAGUAGGAGGGCCCCCGCAACUGAAUCUUAAGCAACUCUGAAACGACAAUUCUUUGCCCAUCACACCUUGAUGGCACACUAAUGCACACAUAUCCGUGUGUGCUGAUCUGGCCAACCUCCAAGAUAUAUUUUUCCAGUUUGCCUUUUGCUCAGCUUGUCACCAUGGCUUCUUCAAAAAGUGCUGAGUAGCUGCAUUUCUCACAGCGUGCCGAUAUGAGCUUGGCUACCAGUGCAUUGUGGUAAAAAUAUUUCAUGAAAUGUCAUGUGGAAUGUAGUAAACUGUGGCACAAAUUACAUGGCGCAGAAUAUAGCUGCAAUCUCUCACCUGCCUGCCAGUGUACCAGUAAUAUUACUUGCAUAGAAAUAUAACUGCAAGGCAGCUCAUGGUAUUUGGAAAAAAAGAGAAAAAGGAACGCUCGUGCGACACCUUUCUAAUAUUUUUAAUAAUAAUUUUAGAGGUUCAAGUAAUGUCUGUAUAAUGUUGCCUAAAAUUAGCAACACACAUUCCUAAAAAUCCCAGGUAGCUUCUCACAGCUGCACUGCUGAGCUGCUUGAAAUGUGAAUGAGAACUAGGUUUUGGUGGAGAGUCGCCUCUAAGAUGUGGUUGACGCAUACGUGCAUGCUGCUUUGUUGUGGUAUUUUGACCUCGACUCUAAAGCCUGAAGUAUGUCUUUUGGAUUGUGUGCUUGUACCUGACAUUGCAGGCUUGCUUAAUUAUCAGUUAUGCAUUGCACCAUCAAGAAAGGUGUGAGAAUUGACACUGCAAGUGAACCGGUCAUCUGCCCUUGUCAUUUUUUUCAUAGCAGUCCCUUACAUGCUUUUAUUCAAAAUAUUGCUGUGCCACAACUGAGAAACUGGUGAAAGAUGACCACUACAGUACACUGUGUGCAUGUGGGUGCUGAAAAAAAACCUUGUUUUUGUUUGUGCAUUGAGUAUCUAGAGAGCAGUGCUUAUAUGUGUUUGUUAGUAAGCUAUUGGCUGCAAAAUUAACAGUUUUUUAGUGUAGAAUGCAUGCCAUUUUAGCCUGGAUGACUGUGACUGACAAGUUGUCUGUUCUACCAAUGUACGAGGCAUUGCUUCUUUUCGCACAAUCCUGAAUCUUUUUCAGCAAACUUUAGCUUGUUCUGGCUCUAGUCACUAUUAUUGCCUGUGCCACUGUCGGACACUGUUAUGAGCCUGCUUUGACCUGUCUGUGAGAUUUGUCUGAUACAAAUGAGCAUAAACGCAUGUUGUCGGUGAAGUAACAGAGGUAUUUAAUAGGCUCAUAGAGGUAAAAUGUACGUUUUGUUUAAGCUUUGGAUAUCUUGAGCAAGGGAAACAGACAUAACACGUUGUGUGACUGUACUUGUCUCACCCCAAGUAUUACUUCUUUCUUUCUUUUUUCUUUGGAAGCAGUAUUUUUAAGUUUGUUUUGAGUACACAGCCUUUCUUCAGUUUUAUUUUUAAUUUUCUUAGGAUGUUGUUGCUGCCUUUUAUGAUGUUUGUGAACAGUGCCUUGAUACAGAAUUAUUGCUGCAGUCCUCUUGCAUGCUAAGCUUUAUAUUUUUUUGUUCUUGCAUCUUUGCAUAGCAGAAGAAAGAUACUUGAAAUUAAUGAUGGGUAGUGUUCUUUUUUUGUUUCACACUUCUCAUUUAUACUACAAAUAAAGUUUCAUUUUGCCUUAUGUCAUGAGAUGGCCUUGUUAAUUUUUUAACGUGGUUAUCUCGUUUCAGCAUGCACAUUGUUACCAACACUACUUGUGAUUUUCACAAAAUUCUGAUCUGUGAUUAUUGUCUGGGUGGCUGUAAAUAUUCUGUAAUAUUUAAUACCUGCAUUUAUUUCAUUUUAGCUUGCAAACUUGGAAGCUAAAUUCUGCCUUUAUUUGCACACAUUACUACAGUCGCUUCUAGCAGCUACUGCCUAAUUGUUUAAUGGAGGACAGAAACUAUGGUCAGCAUGUUACCGAUAUUCUGGAACUAAGUAGUUCAGUUUGCUUGAUUGAUGUUUAAUUUAAUGUUCAUUUUAGUAUUAUUUAUUUAUUCACAGUAACCUUAAAGGUACUCAGCUGAGGGUAUUACAUAAAAGGUGAUUGUCAUAAAUAUGACUAUGCGGUUCUGUCACUGUAAAGCAUAAUUGUAUUAAUAUUUUUAAUAAAUGCCAGCUUUUUUUUUAUUUUGUAGGUGGGCUGUUACUGGCGCACAUACCUCAGUGUCGCUGCGUAUCAGAAGUAUAUGUUAUGCUUUAUACUUGAUAAGAUGUAAAAAUGGUUAACAAAGAUUUUCUUAUUUCUAACAUUCACAGAUACUACAUGCUCACUCUCCAUCAGUGAGUCUGUGGGUUUUAUGCAGGUUUUAUGCUUUAUUUUUUAGCUGAUGAACUUUUCUGGCUGUUACGCACAGCCUGAUUUGGUAUCUGCUGUGGACAGAGGACGGUGAUUGUAUCAGUGUACUGCUAAAAGUUGCUGAUGACAGUUGUUUAAGCUCUAAAGGAGAUGGCAUUCGAAAUGGUGUGAGACAUUGGCCCAUAUCCUUGCUUGUUGCAGAGCCAAUGGUAGCACUGGAACACCAUAACAUGUUUCCACAUCUAAGCAUAUCUGGGCCCACUUUUGCAGUGCAUGUACAUUUAGCUUUGGCAAAAGCUGGUCACUCAUGCCCGAGUAUAAAUGACAGCAGGAAAUGUGUUAACUGCAGCAGGCAACAUGGCAGUGGCUUAUUCCACUUCCUUGGCCAUGUGCUGUGGUCCGAGUGUCGACACCUAGUUUUGGUGUUGGUUCCCUUCAGAGAGCCCAUCACGAUUGCAUGAUUGCAGUGUUAUAAAUUGCACUUAUGCAGAUGCUGUUACUUCUGAAUGUUUUGAAAGCAAUGUUGUUCGCAAAUAUAGUUCCUGAAGCUUUAUUUUUAACAUUGAGAAUGUACUUGGAUACAUCUAGCCUCUGAUAAUACUGCUUAGCAUUUCUGGAAUAAAGGGUCUAAUGGGGGCUUCACCAUAUAAAUUUUUGCAUUGAGUGCCUGCCUAAAAGCAUGAAAUGUUCAAUAGUGCUUUUCAAACUCUGAAUAGCUAUGUAAUAUUAUCCAUCAUUUUUUAUGUCAAUCCUUUUAGUAGAGCUCAAUAAUGAUUUCAACAUGUGAGGAAAUGGCUAAAUGUCUGCAGUCUUUCAGUCACCAGUUUUUGGAUAAUAAUUUAGUAAGAAACAGAUGUCAUGCUUGCCGAUUAAUGUUAACUCAAAGUAAGAAAGUGUCCGUGCUUUUGGAAGUAAGGAAAGAUCAGAUAGGUGACUGCAUAUUUAUUUAUUCAUUUAUUGAUUAAUUUAUUUAUUCACUGGUGCCUGAAAGUACUUGCUUUAAUAGUUUAUAUGAUCCUCAUGUCAUAUGGAGAUGUAAGUGCAAAUAAAUGACUGUGCUUAAUGCAUCAUAAUAGGAUUAAUGUAAUUUUUAUAUGAAGUCAGUGACACUUUAAUUUAUAUCUUUCUAGCAAGUUGAUUAAGUACACAUAUCAAACCGUCAAAAGUGAUAGCUUAUGCAAUAAUUCACGUCUAUUGAUGCGACAGCUAUUGAAUUGUAAACUGUAUUGCACCACUGACCUCAAAUUAUGCGGAAUCUGUUCAUUAAAAGGAACAAAAUUGUAAAUAUGUAAUGCAUAUGCUUUGUUCACUUAAGCUGAUGCAAUGUGAAUGCAGUGGAUGACUUUUCUGUGUCACUGAUGUCACAGGAUUGCAUAAUAAAUGCUGCAGAUUCUUUCUGUUAAUAAAAGCAGCUGGCAGCAUGUUAUUGCUGAUAUGCGUUUCAUCUGAAGUAAGCGUUGGUUAUGGGCUAAUGUGAAUGCAACAUACAUGCUUCUGUGUGAGACAGUAGAUGAGAGCUGUGUCUACAUGUGUCACAUUUUCGGGCCUCUUCUUUUUAUGCAAGACUUGUUCUUCUCAAGUUAUAGCUGAUCGUUCUGAAUUUAGAAAUGCUAAAACCAGUAUAACAAACAUUUGAACUUUUUUUUUUUUUUUUCAUAAUUGGCAUUGACAUUUGCAAGUAUGAAUAGACAUAAAUAAGAAGGACCCAAAUGGGAUGGGUACUUGUUCUUCAUGCAUGUCUGUUUAUGGAUGUCUCUAGUGAAAGUGAUAAAAAGAAGGGAAAGGGGGACUAUGUUAACCAUCAGAUCCCAUCUUAAGUUAGGACAACUAUGCUUGCUGAAAGAGCUAUUCUAUAUGCCCCUGAUUAUUUGUUUGGGCAGAUUGUCAUGCAUGAGGAGCAUUUUUAUAUAAAAUAUUGUGGCAUGAAGGCUUAGUAUGUUAAUGCUGCUAGUGUGUGAAAUGUAAAACAGUACAUCAUAUCAAUCUGUUGAAAAAAGAUACCCUGUAAAUGUUAGUCAGAAAAAAAAAAAUCCUUUCUUUUUUGAACUCUCCAGUAGAAUAUUAGGAUACAGAUUAAUACAUUUGAUGUUUGCAGUAAAUCCUUAAUAUUUGUGUGCAAAUAGCAGAAUACAAGAACCAUGUACAGUAAAUGAUGUACUACUGUUACCUUGGUGCUACAUACCAAAAGCCAUAACUUAUAUAUGCUCAUUCAGCACUUAGGGUUAAAUGCACCUAGAGGAUUGACUGCCAGCGCUUAGCAUUUCAAUAAUGCAUUGUUACAGGCUCAAAACAUAGUUGAUACAUCCAUAGACUAAACUUGCAGUUUUGUGCUCGGUAACUGAAUGCAUGAGGCAUAAAGCGCAAUUGUGCUCUCAUAUGUGAACAUAGCUGAACAUAGCUUGUGGCCCAGCUCAGCACUGUUUCUCAUUUCUUGCAGACUGGGACAUGUUCACAUCCUCGCUGGCGUCGCUCGUUGCUGGUGACACAUCAAAUGAUGAAACUGUAGAAAUGGCGCAAACAGAAGAAAAACUUGGUCCUGCCGAAUGCCCAAUCUGCCACAAAGUUCUCUGCAACUAUUUCAUCAUGAAACGACACAUGGUGCUGCAUGACCGGAACCGGCUGGCCUAUGAGUGUACUUUGUGCAACAAGGCUUUCAAAUGGAAGCAUGGGCUCAUUCGACAUUGCCGGACUGCGCACACAGCAGAUGUUGAUUUGUGCUAACUCUCUGUGCUAGGCUUCUGAUCUGUGCCAACAUUUUGAUAAUUAUGCUUUAACAUUGUAAUAGUUAAUCUUUUUCAUUCCAUUAUGAAUACCUGUGAUGUUCAUGAAUUUGAUGUUAGUAAAUAUUGUGCCUUUUCUCAGAUCAGUGUUCUGGCAGCCCCUAAGGGAUGCAAAAUAGAGCUCACUCUAUGAUUGUUACAAGAGUGGCAUUUGCUGCUGUUCAUUGUAAUGAAAAUGUAGCUUAUCUUGCAUAAUUUCAACCUAGCAACAAUUGAUUGCCAAGAACAAUUAAUUUUACGACGUCUUUAAACAGAUACUGCUCAUCUGUAAUGCACUGAUCAUGGACCUGAUUCUUAGCCUUUCAUAACUGGAGAAAUAACAAAGGUAAGUUAUGUGAGCUCAAUACACGUGAGAAUACUUGGCUGGGAGCUAGUGUGUGAAGUCAGGUGCUUAAUUAUGCAAUCUUAAGAGGAAUCCUUUAACGGUGGCAUUUCAUCCCACACCCUGCGAUGAAUGUGUGAAGUAUCAUUCAAGCCCCUGAUCGACUCAUUCUUAGUACCUGCUGUGGUGGCUCAGUGACCAUGGUGUAGUGCUGCUGACAGUGACAUCGCAGGUUCGAUUCCCGGCUACAGCAGCCACAUUUCAAUUAGAGCGGAAUGCAAAGAACACGCUCAUGUACCACGCAUAGUGCACAUGUUAAAGAACCCCACUCCCCACUACGGCAUCGCUUACACUGUACAAUGUUGGGAUGUUCAAUCCCCUACAUUUUAAAUUUUGUUGGUACUAGUACUAGUUGCAUGUCCUUCACACAAUGCACAGGCUGCCAACUAUACGUUUGUUGAGUACAAUUUAGAACUGCCUGGCAGAGAGCUAACAUUGUCAGAUAUAAGAGCAAGCACUUGCCAGAGCAAAAAUAACAGCAAUGUCAAUUCUUAUUUGAGGAUCUGUACGUGUUUAAUGUUCACAAUGAACAUUAAAGAAUGCGGUAGCCCACCGACUAUGGCGUUGCACUACUAAGCUUGAGGUUGCGGGUUUGAUUCUGGCCACGACAGUGGCAUUCCAAUGGGGGCGCAACAGCAAAAACGUUCAUGUACCGUGCAUUCGGUACACAUGUACACGUGAAAAAACCCCAGGUGAUCAAAAUGCCAGAAUUUAAUUUUAAUUUAAUGUUCAAAAUGAAGCUAAAGCACUAGAACUGAGCUUUAAGUAUAAAAAUAGAUGACAAAGACUACGUUGUCAUGCAUUUUCUUUCUUCCCCUUUUUUUCCCCCUUCAUACUUUACGCACAGAGCAAAUUUUUUUGCCUUUAUUGCGAGUACUAAAGGACAUGUACAGGCACCAAGUCAAUCUUUAAAAAUUUGUCUUGUUCUCUUGUUUUCUUAGUUCACUGCUUGCUGUUAAACUUUAAAACAUUGCCAAAAAAUAAAAAGAGGCUUUGCAACAAUACUCACAUGCUCACACUUUAAAAAUUAUGCAGGUGAAAGAAAAUGCAUGAUCAGUUUGAGAAGUUUAUACCUAAGCAGCUUAGGUAUAAACUUCUCAAACUGAUCAUGUAUUUUCUUUCACCUGCAUAAUUUUUAAAGUGUUAGCAUGUGAGUAUUGUUGCAAAGCCUCUUUUUAUUUUUAAUUGUUUAACAUAUGCUCUAAAAAUAACUAAUUGAAAAAUUUUACCUGUCUCAUUAAUUAGAAGAGGUCACUCGCCAGGAAACUCACAUGAUAUUGUAACAGUCGCACAAAAUAUAAAGUGUGUGCUCUGGUUCACGUAACACAAACUAUGUCUUGGCUUCAGUUGGGUGCAGUACUGUGGCAGAAGGUGAAAAAAUCUCUACACUUAUCAGGCUCAAAAUAAUGAGUCCUUAUUUCAAAGAAUUGGCAACUGGUCAGAUGUAACCUUGAAACUGGUGAUUUUUUUGUAUGUGGACAGUUCUCAAUAUGCAGGGUGUUCAUUUUUAAGUUUUACAGAAUUUUUUUUAAUCGCAUGUGACAGGUAGCAUAAUUCUUAUCGUUGAGCUGGGUUAUUCGAAGAGGCGGACAUUAUUAGCUCGAGAAUUCGAAACACAUAUAGAACUAAUUAACAAAAAUUGACUAAUAAACACAUAGAACUAAUCAACAAAAAUUGACUAAUUCACUUCCUAGUUAAUUACUUUACGAUACAUAUUGCAAUUUACAAAUUGUAGCCGGUGAGUGUGCGAGGUGUAUCCACUUGGAAUGAAUUUCCAGGAUGACACCAGCUUCGAGAUCUUAUUUCCCAAAGUGUGGGACGAAAUACAUGGGCGUUCCAGUUACUUUUGUGCUUCAAUGUAUAAAACGGCAUUUUGGUAAAAAAGUAAGUGGAGCAACAGUGUAUUUUUAUGGCGAGUUUGACGGCGCAUAUCUCCAAACUGGUGAUAUUCUGGAAAUUCAUUCUAAAUGGAUACGCCUGACAAGCUCACCGGCUACAAUUCGUAAAUUGCAAUAUGUGUCAUAAAGUAAUUAUUAAUUAAAUGAAUUUUUGGUAAUUAGUUGAAUAUGUGUUUUGAUUUCUCGUGCUACUUAUGUCUGCCUCAUGGAAUAAUCCAGCUCAAUGAUAAGAAUUAUGCUACCUGCCACAGGCGAUUUCUAAAAAUUCCGUAAAACUUACAAAUGAACACUCUGUAUGUGUCUGUGGAGUAUAUGUGUGAUGUUUAUUGGGACCACUUGCUGCGUAGUGCUUCUAUGUACCGGUGGAGUAUGUGCAUGUCUUUGUGCUUGGUGGUAAAGACAAAAGUGCAAUAAAUAAACAAGGAAAAGAUUUAAUAGCAGAUGGCACUGGCAUCUGAAGACUGUAAGCUUGAGAGACUAUGACACUUUGUUGUUUGACACAUUCCAUUAUAUCCUGACUGCUCUGUAGACUAAGCUUCGGUGUUAAAAAGCAUCAUUUUGUAUAUAGGCAGUGACAUUACCUUAUUGCCAUGCAUUGUGAAAAGUGCUGAAUGUUAUGUCCGUUAAUUAUAACAGUGCUUUCUUGUUGAUCUCAGAAGGCCAAAAUGUGAAUGUUGUGCUGUGUUGUCUAAACUGAUCUAUUUUUCUAUAUUGCUGUCAUAUGUGAGCUGCCGGUUUCUUGGUUAUUUAUGUGUUAGGGCAUGGUUAACCGUCACUAGUCUUUUUUUUUUCCCCUCCUGCACCAUAAGCCUCCUUCUAAUAAACCAUUAUUCCAGACACUUAACAUGUUAUGAAUGAUGCAUGGAAAGUCACUAUGGGCAAGUAUCACUAGAGUAGAUGUUAGCAGUUUUCAGGCUCUUGCCCAUUGAGUAUAUUUUCUCAGCUGUGCCAUUUAUCUCUUAUGCGCUAGUAUGUUUACAUGUGACAUUGCAAGAGUUUCUCUGGGUGGGAUGUAAAAACCAAAGAAAAUAAUGCCAUGAAUGCUUCAGCUUCCUUUGAACUUCGCCCAGGCAGGUGUGUCAGAAAUGUGAAACAAUAUCUGUGGGACUGUCGUCUAGAAACUUGCCUAGGUGACAGACCAGCUCUGUAAUAAAGCAACCAAAGCCAAAAAAAGGUGAUGGUGAAAUAGCUUAGCAUUCUGUUCACUGAGCUUUAGAUCUGAGCAAAGUACUUGCCUCAGUGGUUGUGUUGUCCUGCUGCCGAGCACAAGAUCACGGGUUUGAAACCUUGUCACAAUGGGCAAAUUCUAAUAGGAACAGAAUGGAAAAAGCACAGUAAACUCAUGCAACCUGGCAGAACUGCAGCCUAAUUUCCACUGAAGCUGGUUUUUACAAGCACUUGUAUUAAGAAUUUUAAUUGCCUGUGAAUAAAUUGCACACUUUAAACCUGCCCUCAUGUGACUCAUGACAUGGAUUCCACUUCGUGCAAAUUUAAACUUGGGUGUGUCACAUUUCAUUCUCCCCCAUUACAUCGGGAAAACAUGCAUAUAAUGCUUGUGUAAUGUAAUUAGUGCAUGUGUGCACAUUAAAUUUUGCAUAAACUUCAGACAUAGCGUGCCCCCCUAUAUUUCCAUCAUAUAUAAAGUUGGCGCCACUCUCAGUUCUCCCAGCGGGCAAACACACUUCCCUACUUCGUAGGAUGACUAAAAAUAGGGAGAAAAAGAGUGAGUAGUUCUUUGCAAAGCUUAUAAUUAAUCCCAAAUUGUGAAACAUUUGCACUUACCAGCUCCCCAAUUUCACCAAAUGUGAGCGCAAUGUGGUGCACAGUCCUCCCAGGACGCUGUCAUGGAGAAACAAAAGCAGAAUGCACGACAUUUCUCUUCGGGCAGUCUGGUGGCCUUCUGGAAAUGCAAAGCAUUGUAUAGAGUCAUGUGGAAAUCCUCUUUCUGCGUGGCAUCAAGUAAUAAAUUUCGCUUCGCAGUAUAAAACCAGUAGGACCACAUGUAACCACAUGAACUUAAGAUCAUUUUGCCUCCAGCCCAUCCAUUCUCAUAUGUAUGACUUACUUUUCAUGUUGUCCACUUGGUACUUUAGCUUGCAUGUUCCUUACAUGCUUCUGUUGCUUCUUUUCUUAAAAUGGCUUUCUUGAGCAUUGUGUUUUUCUCUCGCUCGUUCUCUCUUUUCAUGGAGCUAGCACAAUUAAAUUUGAAGGGUAUGCUGGGCAUCUUAAAGUGUGUUAAUUAGAAACAUUGUGGGAAAUUAAGAAAGUUGUUAUUGUGUCUUGGGGCUUGGUGGAAAUGUUGUGCUAUAGCAAAAGGCACAACAGAAGAGAGACAGAAACCAUAAAUUCUUGGCACGCUGGGGAACAUCCAACAGCAUGGCAUUUCAGAACUGUAGGUUUUGUAUUUGGGACGAAACUUGGUAUGAAUAAAGGGUGUCUUGAAAAGAGCAUGCUGGAGAAAUUUUAAUGUUGUAGGUGCUCUGGAAACACCAUAGAAAAUGAUUGAAUUUGUGCUAAUUCGGAUUCUUCUCUAUACUUGCCAGGGUGGGGGUGGUAGACGAAAAAGAUUCUGUUAGUGAACUAGUAAGCAGAGAAAGAUCAAACUUCGUAGGAAUAAAGCAUGCAUUUGGAGGAAUAUGAUGGACAGUUUUCAAAAUUAUAAGUAUAUUGGGGGCACUCUAGAGCCUCUAAAAUGCUCCUUUGAACAGAGUGUAAAACUAUAAGAAUGGUUGUUGUAGGCAAAAGGCUUAGCAUUGCUGCUUCAAACUUUGCGUGCAUACACGGGUACUCUCUAUGCUUGGAAUCAAUUAUUGAAGGCAUCUUUUCAAAUCAAUUCAUCAAUGUUCAGAAUCAAUUUCAAAGUUCGAAGCAGUGCAUAGUAAACCAACACAGAAAGUGAAAAAUGGGACAUCUGUUUGUUUGCUGCAUGCUGCUGUCAUGGAUAAGUUCCAGCUUGCCCAAUCCACGAUCCUUCUUCAAAAAUGAUAAUUUGAAAGUGUUGAUUGUAAUCAGUUGUGAAUUCUAUACUGCCAGUUCUGGCACAACAUUUAUGACUUGCUGCAGCAGUCACAUGGAGGCAGUGCGGAGUGUGCACAAACUGUGAUUCAUAAACUCGCAUUUGUGAUUCACAAAGUCACAUUCACCAAAUGUGAAUAUCAUGUUCUGCACUAACCAGAAACGCCAGGAUCUAUGGCUUCUCUGCCUCGAAUUUAUAGUGGCAGCUGCUGCUAUCACUUUCACACUAACGCUCUAAAUCAUAGUUGUUGCCAGAAUCUACAUGAUAUUGGGAAAUUUCACAGGUAAUUAAAUUCUGUUUUAAGAUUUUUUACAUUCUCUUCAAACAAGCCACCGCAGGUGUAGAUACUCUGGAUAAUUAGCUUUGCAGUAUAGCACAAGUGACCUUUUGCACUAAUCAAGUGCAGUAAAUUGUUAUCACUUUAUUGAAAUGCAUUAAUUUCUUUGCACACAACUCAUAUCUCUGCAGCUGUGGACAAAUAUUAGUGUAAUGCAGCUUGUUUUCAGUUCUCAUACACUGGUCAUACGCAGCAGUUUCCAGUUUCUACAGGAGUUUGGCUUUCUAUAGAAAACCAGUUUCUGAAGUACUUUUGGCGAGUAACUUCUGUGACAAUUUCGCUAAUUGCAACUUUAUUUUUGAUGCUGCUGCAGAUGGUGGGGCCAUUUACACAGAAGCUACUUCAUACCAUAAUACUAGAAUUUCUGCAUUAAGGAGGCAGGGAGUACGCGGCUUGCGUGUAUGAUUAAAAAAAAAAGUUACCUUUUCAGUGGUUGUGCAUCAAUGCAUUCUGCAUGGGGUCCAUAAAUUCAUAAGGUUCUUUUUAAUGUGAUUAGCAGUCUUAGCCUACUUCCCCCACUUAGUGGUUAGCACCGUGUUUCUAGCCUUCUUACUCCGGUGGUCUUUCCAAUAAAAAAAAACGAGACUUGAAAAACUUGUAUACUGGUCGGUAUCGAACCUGGGUCCCCAAGCACAGCACCCCAAUGCUGUGUCCGCUCGACCACGAUAAGGGCUGGGCAAUGAGGGAUUAAUUCUUAUUGUUAGCAUGCACUGGCAUGUCAUCGGUGCAAUCUCGAAUGUCAUGCAAAAGGAAGGGGACUUCGUGCAUGCACCACUAUAUGGCACAGCGUGUCCAAAGGGGAGCAUGAGAGAGGAGCCCUGGUUCCAGUACACGACUCGUACAUGACGCAUUUCGGCAGUGGCUCUUUCAGUUCUCUCUAUUUACCUUUAAACCAGAUCUUUACCAAUCCUCUCAUGAAGGAAUCUUCCACCACCAAUUAAAUUACAUGUGCACCACCAUUGAAUAGCUAAUCGCAUUAACAAAAUACAUUCGCAAAGGAUGGGUUCUGUCUGAAUUUGAAUUUUGUAUGGUAUCAGAGCAGUCCACUGUGAAUUUGUGGUAUUCAUAUGUUUCCCAGCAAGUGCUUGUCAGCACCAAAGAUUGAUACAAUUACAUUCCCCAAUAUUUCACAGCUUUGAGGUGCAGUUAUUUCGGGCAACAAUAGGUGCCACUAUUCUUGUGCAUGAUUUCCUUUUGUUUAUACUACGUGCCCACUACUAUGAGGCUGUGCUAUGAGACAACAUAUUGUCUUUGACUUGAAAGUACAAGGCACACUACGUUAGAAAUAUGUGACAAAAUUGUGAUAACUUCUAGUGUAUGUCAUGUAGAUGCUUCCCAAUACAGAUGUAGUUAGUACUUAAUUUACCAGUUGUUUUUAUUUUUGGUUAAAGUCAUGUCUUUUGGUGAAAUUUCUUUGUUUAGGUGUUGAUGUAGCAUUGUUGGUUAGUACCAUCAGUUCAACUCUUGUCUUCUGCUGUAAUUCAGUGUAAUCAGCAUCAAGGAUGGCAUAAACGCUAUGCAGCAUAUCACUGUAGAAUUGUGCAAUGCAGCUUGAAAAUGCCAAGCAGUGCCAUUACAAAGGGCUUGAUUGUACAAUGUACAGAAAUUUACAGUAUACCAUGUAUUGAGCAGUGGAGACAUUUCCUUAAAGAUAAUAAUCUAGUUUGUAACUUCUUUGGAUUUAUAAAUACCCUUGGAACUGACUGCUCUCAGUAUAAAUAUUGAUUUUUUAAAGUUUUUCCAGCAUUUUUAGACAUAUGGGACAUAAACCACUCAUCAUAUUUAUGUCCAUUCACCGACAGGCACUUAAGUGAUGCUUUAUGACCUACAUUGAUGCAGAAGUUCACCCUUAUGGGACAGCACAACAAGUACCCCAUAAAAAUUUUAAUGCUAAUUCACUUACUUCUUGCACUAUACCACACAAAAAGCAAGCAAAAAGUGCAUCCUUUUGGGCUCUGUGGGCAUGUUACACAGCUCAUUUUAAAAGCGUAAGCAAUGACAUAUAGGUGAUAGACAUGUCAGAGCAAGGAAACUGUCGUUAUUAAUUGCCCACAGAACAUCCAUGUGAAAAUCCACACAAGAACCCCUACGAAUGUAGUAAACUACAUUAAUGAUUUAUAUAAGUGGUUUAGAUGAUUUAAAUCACCUAACGUGGCUGUAAGGAUUUGCUUAGUUACAGCAGUGACCAUCCAUAUCUAUCUGUACACUGCAUGUUACAAUGCUGGCACAUUCAAGUUGGCCUUUCUUUUUCUCUCUAUUCAGUGGUUGUAUUGGCCAUAUUUAUGCAUAUUAUUUUCCGAAGUACGUAGCAGCGCCUUACUACUAGCGUGCCAUGUGGUGUUUACUUGAAGAUAGAUGUGCCAUCAUAGACGGAUUGGUAACUAAAUAAGCUUCCACAGCAGCCUGGUAUUGUCAACUCUUUGUGAAUGACACUGUUUUAAAUAUGAAUAAUGCAAGAGGGUUUUAACUUAUCAAACAAGUGACUUAGCAAAUCUUGCCAAAGUCGCCGCAGUUAUUAUUGUUCUAGCUUGAUAUGUGAUGUGCAUGCAGAGUACAUCUGUGACGAUGCUUCAAAAAGGUUCUAUGCAUUUACUUCAUGAUUGUUUGUAUAUAGUGAACUUUGGUAAAGCUUCUCAAAAGUUAUACCGGUGUCACACGGGUCACUCUCGAUCGCGAUCGAGCCCGAUCCGGAUCGAAAUUUUCGACCGUGAUUGGCUUCCUCCCUCAGCUUGCUCAAGGGAGCCAAUCGUGACCGAGAAAUUCGAUCCCGAUCGGGUUUGAUCACGAUCAAAAGUGCGCCAUGUGACACCGAUAUUAUUGUGCAGUGCUUAUAAAUUUAAAAUAUGCAAGGGUCGUUCAAGAUAGACUGGGAUUUCUUCCUGUAGAAGGAACAUAAACUGGAGCAACAUUGCAGAAUUUUAAAACAAUGGAAAAGUACCCCUGUUCACUAUUCCAGUUGUGACAUAGAGCAAUAGACAGAUGCACAAUGGUUACAUCUAUCAUGACGAUUAUCCACUUGUUAGUGAUUGUAUGGUGCUACAUAAUCAAAUUAAAGAAAGAGAACAUAAAUUCAGCUGACGCUCUAGGCAUGGUGUCAUGAACAAACAGCAUCACAGACGUGUGUGUGCAUGGUCUCUGCUGUUGGUGAAAGGUGGAAGUCGGUGGUGAAUCAACACCAUAGACACAGUCACCUGACUGCAAGAACCAGCCUUGUGCUGACUACAAUAGCAGCCUGUAUCCGUCAGUGCCACAUGAAUUUGAAAGCUGUCAGAGCAAUGGCAGUGAUGCUAAAGCAUUCAUGGAGCAAAGUUUAAAAAACUCUGGCCUCAAAUCUGUAAAAGCAUGUGUUAGCUUUGUCUGAACCCUAUAUAUUGUUGCAAUCAACUCUUCAACUGUAUAAGAACAAUAAAAGUAAUUAUCCAUAUGCUGUGUGCUAAUGUUGGCUCAUUCUAACACAACUAUAUCAUGUUUCCUUGUGUGUUGUUUUCACCACGCUGCAGUCCGCUGCCCGUACUGGUAUAUAUAUGAAGUGUUGCUGUUGGUUGUUAUUUUGCUAGUCAAGUUAUCUUGUUACUGCUCUUGGAGUGCCUUGCAUCACGAGAGUUCAUGAGAGCUAUGUGUUGGAAGAGUGCUUUAAUGCUUAUUGACUGCAACUUGAAAUUGUAACCCCUGUGGUGGUCUUGUUAUUAUGCGGUCAUUAUAAUUGGUGGGCAGCUGACUAGUGGCAGCCAAUGAGGAAAUUCUCUCACAUAAGAAAUAUCUUGUGAAUACGGGUUCAAGAUUUUUUUUACCAGCACAAGCUGAAGGCCAUUUCACCUGCACUUUUUGAACUGGUUCACACUAGUUCAGUGCUAGUUCCAUGCUCACCUUAGCCACGUCUGAAAGUCUUCCAUGUCUGCACUACCCCUUAUGUAAUGGAUGGAAUUCUUAAUCCAUGCACAAAGCCUAUACCAAGUUAUAUAAGUAGUUACUGUGUGUGGGUGCUGCGAUAUUGGCAGCAGUAAAAUACCUUCGGAACUAGGUGAGAAAAGUGCAGAUGACUCAAAUGGACCUGAAAGAUCAAAGGUCACAUUGCACUCCAGUCUUUGUCUAGUAUGUGGGGCCACCAGGAAGCACGUGAUGUAUGCUUCCCCUGACGUAAAGUGUAUUUCUUUGUUACGCCGCGUGGUGGGCGGCCGUCUCGUAGAAAGUGCAGAAUUGUAGUGUGGAGAAUAUGUGAAGGAAGCCGCAACCUAUCUCAUUCCUCCUUUCUCUUUGUUCAUCUUGCAGGUGCCCCCGUGCCAAGGAGGCGCGGCCGGCCGCCGCUAUUGGGAAAGCGCGGACAGCCCGUUGACCUGGAAUGCCCUAUUUGUCACAAGACUUUUUCGAACAAAAGUAACUACGACGGCCAUCUGACCAUGCACACCCCGCAGCGAAAGCGCUACCGCUGCGACAUAUGCAACAAAUCGUUCCUGUGGCGCAACAACGUUUACGCUCACAAGAGAAAGAUACACAACGUCCCAUCAAGCCGUGGCGCUAAAAACGCCGGCUUCAAACCGGCAAUGGUCGCUCCAACUUCUGACGCACAGAAUUGGAGUAAUAUGAUGCGACCGUCGAUGCUCCCUCCAGCGGGGUUUUCUGCAUCACCAUCGCUAUUGCUCCUUCAGGCAGCUAGCGCCGCCUGGAACGACUCUAGAGAAGCUCAAGAGAAGUAGAUUGUUUUUAUUUUAUUUUUUUAAACUCUCGCUCUUAUUUUGGUUUUCUGUCUACAGGUUUCUCUUAUUCUUUAGAAGAAAAGCAAACCGGCAAAACGAAAUGGAGAGAGGAGAGAAUAGAAAAUCCGUAGAGGCAAGGGGCGAUCCGGCUUUAUAUAUGUAUUUUUGUUAAGAAAACAAGAAUUAAUGACAAAGAGGCAAUCUCCUAUUUGAACGUGUCUGAAGGAGUCAUUUCAGUGUGCGGUGGCCUGAAAAUAAUAAGAAGCACAAGGCAGCUUCGGCCAAUCGCGCCGCACGUAACGCUCUUUGCAUCCGGAGUACUGUGCUGAAUUUUUCUCGUUCAGCGAGGCCAGACCGGCUGAAAACUGCAGCGUCGGCUAUGUGAGAACGUUCAUUUUGGUGCUUGCUAGUGUUCUCUUUGGGGCAAAUGCUCGCGGUUGCAACGCAGUGGCGUGAAAACUGCGUGUGCACGCAUUACUAGAAAGGUGUAACCGAAACCUCUGGGUGUUUCUCAAACAGCUGCAGCUUGCGGCUGUGGCAGCAGCUUGUGCGGUAGGUCCGUACAGUUAUGGAAAGCCUUGAUGAGCGCCUGCACGUCACAUCUGCAGCGCCCGUAAGGCCCAGUAGGCCUAGGCUAGCUGGUAAUAACGGCGCAUUAAAGUUCGCGCCAGUGUUUCGUGAUCAUACGUCCGGAUACUGCAUCCCCUGUCUUCACCGUAGUACGUGUUACGGCCGUAUGCAUGACGCACUUGUCGAGCCUUGGGGAGGGGAUCAGGCGCCCUGUCUUGUUCAAAUGGACGCUCGCUUGACCUCGUUUGUGUGCGAUUUUCGCCAGAAGCUCGCGCCGUUUGGGGAGUAAAUUAUUUUGCAUCUCUGUCGGAACUUGAAAGAACGGAGAGCGAGCAAUAAUCGGGUCUUGAUGGACUUUGCAUUUAGUUUGAUUGAUUUUUCGUUUGUUGUGUGUCGAAGAGCUGACGUGGGUGCAAUGCCCUCCUUCACCGCAAGGACUUCCGACAGCCGUACUAUGCUGUACGUGGGUUUCGGGCGUCCGACGCUGCAGCGUUGCGUUCCUUGAAAGUUGCUUCGUCUGCCGGCAAGCGUCGUCCGUGCCUUAUUUAUCUUCGUGUGGUCCAAGACCGAAAAACUCAAAAAAGGAAAAAAAAAAAGAAAAAAAAAGGGGGAACGCUGUGGGGGGGUCCACAAACGCAGGCAGCGACUGCAUAAAACGCUAUUUUCUACUCUGCCAAAGCGGAAGCACUGCGCCGUUAUAAUUUUGAGCAUUCAACUGUCCAAGGUGCAUUGUAAUCACAAGUGUCGCAUGGUGUAUCUGGCGGAGCGAGCGGUGUGCGAUGAAAGCUCGAUGGAAGCUUAUGGAAAAGACGCCAAAGUGACAGAUCUGGCUAGGCGCCACAUUCUGCUCGAUGGUAGCUGCGUUGCUCUCGCUCACGUCGUUUACGCAUUUGGCUGUCGUAGUUGUGUGAACAUAGUUUCCUUCUCGAAUUGAUCGUGCUCCGACGAUGCAUGGGCGUACGUCUGACAAAAUUUAGCUUUUCUGAUCCUAUCCGAGUGAAAAUAGCCGUCCCAGAACCUUGUCGCAUUUGUACGCUUCAACUUUCGCCUAUGGUGGACGUGUGCUGUGGGGCAUAACAGCCCAGUCACACGCGAUUUCGGUGGCAGCUGUUUGUGCUGUUACAAUUCCAGCUCAAAGGCCCACACCUCCCUCAGGAUGGUUGAUAAAUUGGGAAGUGGGGCAUGUGAGAAGCGUAGUCGAUGUGAUCAAAGGCAGGUUUAAUUGAUAAUUAGCAGUAAAUCAUUAAUAUUAACUUCAGUCGAGCAUCCAGAACACUGGUUGUUUCCAAUACUGUAGUCGUGCUGAAAAUGAUCAAACCCUUCCUGCAUUCUUUUAUAAGGUGUUUGGGCCAAGUGUCAUGAAACGGUGUGGUGGAAUGGCCCAUUUUUAACAGGAGGAUGCGGCGGCAGAUCCCUGCAGAUACAAGGGUGGUCUGCUGGGUGCACCCACACAUGUACCACAAAACAAAAAAUUCUCCCACUUGCACAAAAAUUUGCAAAAAGUUCUGCUGAAAAAUGGAAAUAACUUCUACGCCAACCCACUAUACAUAUGAAGUUCCAUCUGAGCUUGUAACAGUACCCAGUCAUAGAAUAGUAAAUCUGGAUGAACUUACAAAAACUUACUUGCUUUUGAACUUGCUUGCUUUCCUUCAGUCAUGUGCCCACAUCUUAAAACACUAGAAAUUUCCAUCAUUUCUUUGAGAGUCCUGGUUAUCUUUGAAGUGAUUGUACCAAGCUUCUAUUUUCUUCUUAACAGUUUCAGUAGUGUUCAUGGAGCCAUGCUUAUCUUAAUGAAAAUUUAAUGGGAAUUUGCAUUUAUAUUUUCUGUGCUUGAAUGUGUAUGCAUAUAUGCAUUUAUUGUUAACGUCCACUCUCAUUGCUUGUAAGGCAACAUCGAAGUCCCCUAAAUAAUGAGCAUCAUACUAACAGUGUCAUAAUCAUUUCUGGUAAAUAUAAUUAUCAGGAAUGAAGGAGGUCUUAUAAAUUGAGUCCUGACAAAAUUGGCAGUAACACCAUCAUGCAAAUUACCCUUGCAUGUCAAAAGUGUUUGGUUCUAGCCCAUCUGCCAAUUAACAAUAGGAAUGGAACAACUGAAAUGAGAUCCUAUAUUAGUUCAUGUUUUAAGUCACCCUCGGUUUUGUUGUCAUGGAUGCAAUCUUAAGAUGGCAACUAUUAUAGGUUAUUUAAUAUUAAAAACACUAUACAGAUAACUCCUGCAUGGUACUUCUUCACUGAACAAUGUGGAAAUUAAAUAAUGUAAAAAUGUCUUUACAUCUAUGCACUACGAGUACUUUGUUUUAUGUUUGCUAUGUUAUAGCUAUUUUUCUCAGUUUAAAUGAAUUUAGCAUGGAUGUAUAGUUAGAACUUUGACAGUCUUGACAAGCACAGCACCCUUAGUACAUUUAUUGUGCUAAUAAAGUCACUUUUGGUUAGCUAAUUAUGCAAAUUAUAUUUUAUGAAUCUAGUGGGCAUUUUAAUACUUAAAUGGGGAUGAGGUUUAGACAGUACAUUUUGUGGCAUACUGAAUGGGGUACACUGUUAGUACUCUUACACUAUAAUGCUCUCAUUUUGAUCAAUGUUUAUUCCAUGAGUUAUAUUGCUGAGUAUAAUAAAAAUUUUAAAUUGGCUGCCAUAAUGGAAGAGCCCCCAGUUUGUACUUAGAAAGGCCUGUUUUCUAACCUUUAUCAUUUGUGCUACUCAAAAUAGGUGCAUGUAUAGUAACUUGUAGAGUCCAAAGUAUGCAUUUUGUGAUGCGUAGGCAAUGGUUCUGAAUUUCAUUUUAAUAUGCCAGCUCAGUGCAGUACUUUAUGUUCGUGUGGUUUGUUCUUUGAUAUCGUUCAGUGGCAGCGUAGUUACUUAACCCUUUAACUAUCAAGGUAGCUCGAACUGCACUCAUCUUGGCUGUUUGUACAAAUAUCACCAAAGACGAGCCAUACUCGUCCAGGCCACAGCUUUUCCUGCUUUGCUUGCCGAAGACGAGUUUCACUUGGCAGCUCAGUUCACACUGUGCAUCAUAGUUUCAGUGCCUGAACACAUUCUUUGAUGCUCUCAAUUCUUUUCAUUACCAUCUGUUCAGAUAAUUAUGCUCGAACUUUACACGUGUACAGAGGCAAAGUCUCUCUUUUAGAGCACGUAUUUUAUUAUUUCAGGUUAAUAUGAGAGAUAUACCAUACAUGCAUAAAAUUUUGGAGCACAGAUAUAAUGUGCAAUAAUUUGGUGGAAUAAAAAAAAAAUUUUGUGGACCUCUUUAUGAAAACAUUUGGGAGUUAAAGGGUUAAAAAAAAGGAAAGGAAUAUUUUGCCUUUUAGUACUUUACAUUUUACUUAGUGUAAAAAAAGUUCCAUCACAAAAUCUGCAAAUUUACAGAGCCACAGAGUCAUGUUGCCCAUUUCUGUUUGUACAUGCACAUUUUUUGUUCCUCUCGAAGAGUUGUAUUAAAAGGGCCGUGCAGCAUCUUCUAUAACCAUUUCACGAAUGCAUUUCAAAAAAAUUUUUUUUUUAGUUCGUCACAUGUGAAGGGAGUUAAUGAAACAUCGUCCUUGCCACGUCGUUGCAGCAUUUCCCUCCUUUUUGUUCUACUUCUGUGUACUAACACAGGAGUUAGGCAGAGCUAUGCCCGCAAUGUUUUGCCCACAAAAUUCGAGUAAGUUCAAAAUAAUGCCGGCACGUCUUGCACUGAGCGAUAACAUUAGGUUGCUGGUGGGUGAAAUGCAGUUCGGAAAAAAGAAUAAAUAAGUAUACGUGUCAAUAUGUAAGUCAUCACAUAGUUUUGAUACUGGUGUAGGGGUGUCACACCCUGCCACCAGAUGGUGCCACCGCCUUGUCAAUGAUGAGACUUCACUGUUAUGUGUCAGGCCCAUCUGAAACUGCUAACAUAUUUUCAUGUAUUCGCGCUAAGCACAAAAUCACUAAAAAUUGUGGUAGUCGGCACACUGCAUUCCAAACAUUUGUCUAGGAUUCACUCAGCCACCCACAAAAACAUUGCUCAGUGACUGGUACAUAUAACUUCCUACAAAUGUAAGAUCACCAGCAUUGGUGAUGAAAGCAACUCAGCCUACAUACAGACUGUUUCACAGUGCUUGCACAGUAUUCACAGAUACAAGAGUCAUUGGAGCAUGCAUACACAUGAAAUAUACCAAGAGUAAAACAUUGUGAAGUGAUGGCAGUUAUGGUGUUGGUCUGCUCCAAGGAGGCCAGAUAGCAUUGGAAACAUAAAGCUUAGCUGUAUUUUGGUUUUUGAGAUGAUUGGCAAUUGUGGUUUUUCUUCUGCAAAGUCAGUGUUGAACAAUAGUAACAAGCAUUACAGAGGACAUCUUGGAAGUCUGUUAUAUGCGGUUCAAACUUCAGUUUUAGUCUGCUGUACUGUUAGAGGCUGCAAAGAUUGUAAGAGCCUAAAUGGAGCAUGCUAGCUUUCUGUGGUAGCACGUAGCCCUUUCUGUUACGUAAGAGAAAGACGCACAGUGGUGAAGUGCACUUACACUGGAGAACCAAUAGAAGCCCAAUAAUAUUUUCUCAUUUAAAACAAAAAGCACAUCAGGCUCAGCAUUCAGAAAUACAUACCAUAUCAAAUGCACUUUUUUGCAUUUUUACUUGGUUCACCUUUCCAAUAGAUGUGUUCCUGAAUAUGAUUAACUUUGCAAUUUUCUGCUGUUAAAGCCCACUUUCUCAGCUUAAGAAUUGUUCCUUUAGUUCACUGUCUUUUCAAGCACACUAGUGGUUCUGUCAGUGCUCUAAAUGUGUUAAAAUUUCAGAGAUACACCAAAUUCACUGUAUUGCUUUGCUUCUAAAGACAAUAAUUCACGCCAGUAGCCUUUUACAGUCAUGCAUAAGAAAGCACAGCACAUUUUUGUCAACCAGCAAAUCUCAAGAAAACAUUGCAAAAUAGGACAUUUGGCUGAUUUCUUUUUCGCAAUAUAUCUAUAUGUCACCUGUGCAAUAUUUGAGUGGAAUUCAAGCACAGGUAAAUAUUUUCCAUAGAAAAUAACCAAGUGGGACUGAAUAAUGGCCCUUGAAUAAAUAUAAAUGGGAGAUGGUGAAGCCCAAUGUCUGGGGCAUCUGGCAUGGUAUGAUCUAGUGGCCAUUGUAUUUCUCAGAUCAUCACAAUAAAACACGAAAAGUGGUGGGGAUUUCAAGAACUUCAAUAUAGGUGUACAUGGUAUCUUGAAGGAAAUUACAUCUGGCUCGGGUGUUCUUGACAGCAUUGUCUAUUGGCAGGACAGUUUUACUUUCCAUGUUAUGAACUAUUACAAGCUACCCUUCUAAGAUGCCUUGAAAGGCAUCCUAUGGUGCUUUCUUGGUAGGCUAAAAUAAUUUGAGUAUGCUUGCUUGGGCACUGAGUUUCCUUAAGGCCAAAAGUGUUAGGUCCCAGUUUUGUGUGCAACUUUCCAUACUGCUAUCUCGUUCACCUAGUCGGACCAUACAGAACCUCUAGUGAAAUAUAGUGCAAAAUUUCAUGUUUAACUGUGCAGGUAGCAUUCUCCUACAGCUGCCAUUAAUGCACUUGUAGCUCUUAGCGCAAGUCUGUAGAUGUGCUGCUGUUCUCGAUGCUAUUACAGUCCAGAAUGAAGAUGCAUAAAAUAUGGAUUGCUUAAAUUUGUUUUCGAUCUUGCAAUUUGCUCUCACGACAGAUGUGAGGCUGCUUAAAGAGCACUGUUGUCCCUGUGUACCCUAUGUCUUAUCUUGUAACUUGUGUUUAUUGCUCAUAAAUAGUACUGCCUACAUAAUAACAUGUGUUGCUUGAAGAGUACUGCACUUGUUAACUGGUGUUGACUUCUGCUGCUUAGGUCACAUAUUUUGUUUGUAGAGGUGUAUAUGCACCAGAGUGAGCACAUCAUUUUAACAAAAAGCGUAUCUAAUGCUUGUAGUUUUGGUCUGACAGGAUAUGUAGACACAUUGGCCAAGGUCUCUCAAGCAUAUUUGUAAGGGGUAUUAUCUAGUCAGUAUUUAUUAUUUGCCUGUCUGGCUUCUACAUCUAACUGCAGCAUUUGUCAUCACAGGAACAUACUGCAUACCAUGCACAUGUCGCAUUCUGCACCAUUGUGUGAAGGGAGGCAUGUUUGAGGGACAUGCAUUAUCUAUGUCUAUGAUCCAGCUGUCCAACUCCAAGCUCCAUCUCCUGCUUGGAGCUUGUAAUUUAUGUCUGUAAGGCUCUUAAUGCAGAGACAGCUGCAAAAGCAUCUGCCAUUUUUAGCUUUGCAUUCUAAUGCAUAAUAAUAAAUGGGGGCUGUGUGUUCCUUCUCCUUUUGAAGUAGGGUGGCUCAAUGCAAGAUUUGUAAGCAGUGUGCAUGUGCUGCUGUUGCAGUCAUUCACAUUGCUAUUCAGAAGUGUUAGCCAAUUAUAAGGAAGAGCUCAUUCAGCACAGCCGAUAAACUGUCUGUAGUUUUGCAUCUCUGUCUGCAUUGAGUGCCUGCAGAAGUUGCAUGUACAAGUGUGGAACCUUCCUAGAAGGUCCGCUUCCUUUACUCCUCUCGGAGAACAAGACUUUUGCUGUUGGCUGUUUGAUGUCUGCUGUGCCGAGGCUUAGCCUCCUAAAAGAAGUUUUUGUCACCUAGUGACGCCUUGAUGUGAUUUAUGUGCUUGGAGUGGCUUUUCCGUGUUUUUGUCCUGAUGGGUGAGCUAUAGCUUGCAGGCCACCAUGAUAGUCAUGUAUUGGUGUGUUAGUGCAUUGUAUAGACCUAGAGUUGAGUGUUUCAAGGGCAUUCUGUAGCAAGAAAUGUGUUCUGAACUGUGCGUGGGCACGAGCAUGGGUGUUAUGAUUGGGUCAAGAGUGCCAUGAACGCUGAUGUAUUUUGUCAACAUACGUUAUAAACCUUUUAUAUCUUUUGUUGAAUCUCGUUAGCUUUAUGGGUGUGUUCAUUGAGUGAAGGUCUGUGCUUAUUGUCAAAGCUAAUUUUGUUCACAUAGAACAAAUAUUAAGGCUAGGUGCAUCAAAUGUUCUCAGAAAGCUGUAGUAAAAAUGACACUUAUUUUUAUUUUCCAGGUAUUGCUGUUUCUUGUGUGAUCAGUCGAGUCAACUUUUUUAAUAACUGUUUUUUAACUAAAAACUGAGUACACAGUGUCCUCUCACCAUUACUGAUUUGUCUAAGCAUGUUAUAGUGGCAGAAGUAGCUUUAUAAACAUUCUUAAAAAAACAGCUCUACUGAGGUCUAUCAGUUACUUUCCGCAGCCUUAUACAGUUGAUGAGAACUGCACAUGCAUGGUAAACGUGAAUGGUGUUAAACAUUUGAAUUUACACACACAAACAAGCAGAGCAGCCUUUAGCACAUAAGAAAAAAUGAUUUAAGAUGUACAAAAAAUCAUUAGACAAAUCUUGUGAGGUGUGGGCUGGCCGAAUGCUGCAAAAUUCAAACCCUUCAUCAACUUGAGAAGGGUAUCGCUAGAGAUAAUUAUCCCGAAAAACUGUCGUGUCGAUUCCAUGAUUCAAUGCAGCAUUUCACAUUCCAAAGCUUUCUCCGAUUGGCUAUUCGACACAUGUGAGACAAGCUGCAACACUUAUAUAAAGUAAAACAUUUGCAUCAAUAUCCUCAAGUAUAAACCAGGGACACAAGGAAUAGCUUGCUCAUGCUUUGAUGUGAAGGAAGUUGAUAUCAUACAUAUAUAUAUAUUGGUGAGAAGCAGUUUUCGUGAAUAUGCUUGAAUCGGUACGUAAAUUUAUGCAAAAACUGCUUAAAGCAAAACAGAAAAUUACAUCCCUGGAAUAAAAUAACUUUAUCAUAAUGAAAUUCAGUGCUCACAAAAUUGCGAAUAUCUAUGUCUUCACCGCUGUCAUGCAUGAAAGCACUCAUGGAAUGUGCUUUUGGUCAUGAGAGUGCCAAAAUUUUUUCACCAUGUCUAUGCAGCAUCAUAAUUUCAGACACUGCCGUUUACAGGUACUUGUGCAGUAAGACCUGAAGUACUUACUUCUGCAGUCCAGAAUUAAUGAAUUUGCAAUGUAGAAUUGUUUUCCUUAACAUUUUUGUGACUUAUAUGUCUGAACAUAUGAUGCACCUCACCCUCUAGUUGUGGCUUCGAAAUUUUGUGAGUUUGCGAUACAGUAAAUUGGACAUUGGUAUAAGCUGCAGUGAAACUUACUUUGUAAGCACAGUAUUGUUAAAAAAAUGGUGUAUAUGAUUGGUUUAGCUUGCAAGGUUUAUUUAUUUUAAUGUCGCCCAAACUGUAUUGUUAUUACUGUUGAAUAUUUAGUUGUUUUGUUUUCUUAGGUUUCAACUUAAAUUAUCACAGCAAUAAUAUCACUGGCACUAAGCCUUUGAUGGAGAAAUGAGUUAAAAGGAGAAGUUUUCUCUGCCUAGAGGUAGCUUGCACAAGACCCGUAAAAAAAGGAAAAAAUAUAUUGAGCUGGAAAGUAUAGUGUGGCAGCUGGAGAAAAAAGAAAAGAUUUAGGGAACUUAUGGCAGAAGGCAGUAGGCCAGUGGAUACGUUUCUGGAGCAUGUUAAAAAAAAUAUGCACAUUUUACACAGUUGCUUUAGAGCCACACUAUUUUUAAUAAAGCCAUAUGCCUUUUUGACCUGCUGUCAAAGUUCAGAACUCUCACAAGUCAACGAGCAUAGUCAGAGAGAAUUUCAAGCAGCUUGGCUUGCACAAUGCUUGCUCUUUUUGGUAACUGCAUUUCUGUGCAAGUUUGAUUGACAUGGGGACUAUAACAUUGUUUUAAGCACAUGCUGUUUUUGUUGCUGUGUGUUCUAUGAUGUAUAAAGGUGGCAGUGAAUCUGCUAACUAAAGGUCAUACAAGCAUGCACGGUUUGACACUGAGCAUCUGAUGCACACUGUAAAUGUUCGUAGUGCAGUCUCGCUUGCUCAGGUGCAUUUGCUUUGCCCAUAUCAUUAUGUUGAGCCUGUUUGUAUGUCCUGAUUUUCACUUUUAAAGUGGAGUCCUAUAGCUUUAUGCACACUUGAACAGUUAUUCAAACACACUGAAAAGUUAAAAUGUAUCCUUAAAAGGUUUGACGUGUGCAUGAUGACACAACCCACCAAGUCAAUAAAUGUCAGUAGCACUGCAGUAUAACCCUGCUUCAUAAAUUUCACUGUUUUUAAGCAGUAGUCAACUUUUGGUAGAGCUAUUGGCUAAUUAUAAGGGACAUUUCAGCUAUCUGAUUUGUUGCUUUCUUUUCCUAUAUGUACUAGAUUAGCUUUUUCUUUUUGAGAUUGUUGUGAUCCCAGCAUUAAUGCGUGUGUAACAAAAGAAUGUGUCACUCAACGCUGGCAUAUGCCUGCCAUGGCUGCAUCACCAACUGCUAGCUUGCGAGCCUUCUGAACACCAUUGUAAUUGCUUGUGGAAGCCAUAUUGAUCAUGUAAGUGCAGCUAAUACUGGUGUGUUAAUGUUAAAUAUGUAAAUCCUGAUGCAGAAUGUCUUCAGCUAUUGGCAUACUGCAAUAAACACAAGAAAUUAGCCACUCAUGGUCUGUUUUUACCUUAAAGAGUUACAUGCUUGUUGUGCUAAGUGCUUAGGUCAUACAGUGCAUGUUAAUUUCAGUGAAUAUGUUUUUAUUGCAAAGCUCAGUUCUUCAAAACACGAUAGAGGAAGAGAAUUUACUUACAGAAGGUGAAGGGCAGAUAGGGCUGCCUGUGCUAUCCUGCUCUAGCCUGCUACUCUGCACUAGUGAAGGACACGGCAGGAACGAAAAGAGUGAUGACAGAAAAGCUCUUCAAAAAGUCUUGCUUUUGUUUGUUAGUUCUACAAGUCCCAGCAAGUACACUGCACUCAUGCUACGCAUAAACACUGGGUUCUGUGAAAAUGCUUCUUUCUCUUCUCUUUCGAAAAUGAUGCAAAUAAAUUGCUUCCUCCAUAUUUCCUUUCUUCCUUCUUUUCCUGCUCCCCACCAACAAACCCCAGGUGGUGGCACAGUCGGAGCCAAUGAUCAGAUGUCAAGUGUGGACGACUUUCUCAGCAAGUACAACUCGUACCUCCAGCAGCUGCAGUCGCCAUCUUCGGCUGAGGGCUCGGCGCUCCUGGCGGCAGCUCGGGCCGACAACACGUGCCCUAUCUGCCUCAAGACGUACUCAACCAAGCACAGCAUGCGGCGCCACAUGCUGAUGCACAAGCCCUUCAAUCGCCGAUUUCAGUGUGAUGUUUGUGGCAAGCUUUUCAACUGGCCAGGCAACUUGAAAACGCACUUGCAGACCAUUCACAACAUGCGCGUGGUGGACUUCAAGUACCGCAAGUAUCGCUUCCCUCUUCCUUCUGACAUGAACAGCAAGUCGUAAGUUGGCUGAAUGCCCGACAGUGCUGUGGGCGUGUCAGGAGUUCACGCAUGUGGAAUGUAUCGCUUGUAGCGUUAUGAAGAGGGUGUGGGCUGUGGAAAAGGAUUGUAGCCUCGUAGACUUAGCUACAGUGUAAAAUUUGAAGUUGGAAAAGUGCAUGUGGUAUUGACGGUGCAACAGUGCUACACGUUGAUGAGUCUGAAGUAGUUUGUAAGAUGGGAGACUUGAGUCAAAGGAGAGGGAGGGAGGGAAAAGCCUCAGUGCUGCCCUGCAUUUCGACAAAAUGGGGACUCAUCUUUGUCAAGGCAUCAGACUUGACUGGACAUCUGCGCAAUUGCACUUCCUUCUCUCUUGUUCUCCAUAAGUUCAGUGAUAAGGAACUUGAAGAGCUGAGAUUUCCCAAGAAUGGGCAGCAAGCACAGCAGAAACUAAGCUUGUGAUGAGAAAUGUAGGCAUAUAUUUGGUCUCUCUCCGUAGGUAUGACUUCGGCUUCAUGCGAAUAGAGGAAGUGUGGAAAUGUAAUUUCGGUUGCCAAGCUUGGUUUGCGGUGAUUAUUGCAAUUUUCUGUUUGCUCCUUAAUGUCGGGCACACUUUCUCUCAGUUUUUUACUUUUAAGUGAUGUGCACAGCUGUUGAGCCCUCUGUCAAAAAUUUUUUUUACAACAUUGCGAUAUACUGAUGGCAGUAUUAUAGUGUUUUUUUAGUGUCAAAGGUAAUAUUUAUAAUCACUAGCUGUCGAGAUUGGCACUUAUUUCUUUACAGGUGGAGUGCAAACAGUCCAGCACAGAAAUUUCACAUAUGAGGGGUCCAUUCUUUAGAUAUGCAGCUCAUAAGGGGGCAUAGAAUCAACUGAAAGGCCUAACUCCCAACUGCCGGCAAUUUUGUCUUAUUGGCCACCACAGACCACAGCCUUUACACCUUUGGACACCACAAAGAAAGCUUCACUAGACAUGGCCUCCCAACCGCAGCCAGUUUUGUCCCGCUGGCACUGUAGAAUGUAGGCCAUUCAUGAAAGUCCUGAAAUUUAUGUCCUACUGAAAAUUCAGCAUUUCUUCACAAUGUGUGAUAUACAGUGAAUAAAAUGAAGCAUCAAGCCCAUUCUAGUACAUAAACACAGGCAUUGCAAGUAUACUCAAGUAACUGUUUAAUUAGAACAUCGUGGAAAUCAAAAUUUUUGCAGCCAUAUAGCUCUUUUAUCAUUUGAAGACUUGCAUUUUCAGUUCUACAUGAGUGGUGGAAGAACCCCUUACAGCAAUUAUAAAUGAAAAAAAGAAUUGCUUCACCUUACAUUAAUUUUGAUGUUAAUUUAUACAAAGGAACAUGCAUAUUAAUUGGAAAAAUUGGUAUAAGGUGAAAGUAAACUUGUCAUAGGAAAUCUGGCAUUGAAAAAUUGUCAACAGCUAUGUGCAUUAAUUCUAGGGCGCCACGUGUUACUUGCUUUUGAUUGAUUGACAGCUUGCUUUAUGAGGCCUGGAGGACGGCGUAGAAGAGGAGGUUCCAAAUAUGUGCUUCUACGUCUGUGGCUUAGACUUAGUCUGAAAUAAAGCAGAAGACAGCACAUUCUUUGAAAUGGGCUUGAGGCAGUGAUGUUCUGAAUGAGCAUAACAGAAUGCUUGGUUGCAAUUUUUAUUAAGCCCUGAAUCAUGUUCUGAAGAGAGCUCAUGUCACGAUGUUGUAAUAUGUACAGACAGAGCUAGUUGUGUGCUUGGAAAGGCUGAACAAAAAAAAUGCUUUUUCUCGAGUGGUGCAUGCUGCAUUGGGCUGUAUUUUUUUUGUUUGUUUUGUCCAAAUAGUAUUAUGUGCACACAACAACUGUUUUUUUAUUCCUUUUCAUGGCCAAUGGAUACAGGGUGUCUUCCUAGCCUUUCCUCUGUUGAUCGUUAUGUGGCUUUUUUGCCUUCGCUUAGUUGUGUGUUGUUGCAGUGCUAUUUAGCGUUCAAACGAAUGUAGUGUGCUUCACAGUAGCCUGCAAGUUUAUCAAGUUUUAUGAAUUAUUGCAUUUUUUAGGGCUACAUUUUUUAGUUACGCCUAUCUUUAAUUUUUAUUUCAUGCAGUGGUAUCUCUUUUCAAGGCUCCCGUGAUUUUCUGCCUGCACUUACAUGUAGGGUGGUGCACUUUUUUUUUUUUUUUCAUGCGGUAUCAGGGUACAUUUGUAUACUGAAAAAUUUAUGUUCUCUAGAACUUUUUUUUUUAGUGCUGAUGUAAUGUUCACAUGCCUGCGUUCCUAUGUAUGUGUUCACCUUUGCUUCUGGGCAAGGUAGGAGAGGUCUAGUAUAGGAAAACAAUAUAAUUAUUUUCGUAUUUUACAUUGAAGUUGUAGUUUUAACUUAUUUCAGGGACACAGGGUGUUUUAUUAAUUAUUAUUAUUAUUAUAUUAUCAUCAUUAUUAUUAAUAUUAUUAUUGUAGUUGUAUCACUAUAUGUCCCCUUCAGUUGCUAAGUCUACAACUGUAGACGUCAAAAUAAUGCCUGGGAAUCACAAGCACUAAUAAAAAAUGACAGCAUUUAAGACAAGCUGGAUACAUCUUAGGGCACUUCUUGUCCAACCUAUGCCACAAAAUCAUUUAACGUGCACUUAACGUGCUCAUGGUGAAGCUGUGUCAGGCCGAGUGGCCUUUAGCUUCACCUCGAGUUUCUGUAUCUGGUCAUGCCAUGGGUUCUCUUCAGUAAUUUUUAUGGUAACAGAUUAUAUCAGGCAAAUUUCUUAAAUGAAUGGGUGUUUUCCAAGAAAGCUGAACAUGACUAUUUUGCUGCCAUGUAAAUGUUUUCAGACUUCAAGCGUGGAGUCCACAUUUGUGGGCACGAUGAAACCUUUUAAGUAAAUCCAGAUGUUUAGCCUGUUCUGGUGAUGCAUUCUCUUCAUAAUGCUGGAAAUGCAAGAAAUGCGUUGGAACUAAAUUUCCAGCUGACAAAAUUUACUGGCAACUGAAGGGGAUGUUUUAGCUUCUUUUCUUUUGGAGUUGGUGUUUCUGUGUGGGUCCUUGUUCAUGUGCUUGUCAGCUGUGACUUCAUUGUCUUUCCUUAGCCCACUAUUUAAUCAAUUGAUAGGAAGGAGCUUCCGGCACGUUUAUCUUGCUUUGCUUGAAAGGUCACUACACAUGAGUUUGUUCAUUUCACAGGCAACUCUUGAAGGGCACAUGGCACAUUUUGGCAGAUUUUACUGCAUCUACAAAAAUAGCAAGGCUCAAUGUGUUAGAGCUCGUAUCAAAGUGCUGUUCUCUGUAUCUAAUUGUCAUGUAGUGCUUCGUUGAGUUCGCUGCUUUAGGUAUUCUCCCUUCACUGUUAUCUCACAUUGGACUAAUUGCUCUCUUUCUGGUUAUUACAUCCUCUAGGCACAGAUUGCAUUGGAAAUGUAUCUCUUUUUUUUUUUUGAAAGACCUCAUUUUGUAUCUGUUUAGAGCUCCUGAUUUUCAUCUUACAGAUAUCCUUUGAUGAUCUUCUUGUAUUAUUUUUCUUGCACUUGUCCUUCUUUUAGUUUUUACAAUGAUGGAGUGUGCACAAGUUGAGCUAGAUAGAUAACAUCGUCCAGAAUGUCAUAUGAUCUUGCACUGCAGUUGCUCGGCGUGUUAUGCUAGAAACAAAAAUACUCUUUUCUCCGUCUGAGAGGUCAGUCUAACAAAGCAACAGCAGAGAAGCAACAAACCAAAAUAAAUUCUGAUAUCAGGAUAAAUCUUUAGAAAGCCACUUAAGUGCAUUACAAUGGAGACUUUGCUGUAGUUUGCAUGUAACAUAGUUUCCUCUAAAGCUGUUAAAGCACAUUUUGUGCCAAAAGCUCCCAAAUAGGUGCCUGUGAGACACUUUGUGCUUCCUGUCAUGGCUUUCACCUGCAGAUUCACACAAAUGUAGCGUUUUGUCAUGUUUUUCAGACAAUACUGCACCUGGUCUAUGCAACUGGACACAAUUAUUUUUUAUGUACCGCAAUCGCUGCUACAUUUAGGACUGGUUCAAUGCGGAUGGUAUGUGCAUUAGGAAGGACAAUGCACUGCCUUAAACUUGGCAUAAUCAAGGGCCAGUAUUUAUUAUGGUGUGCAAGCACCAUUGAUGCAGUGAGCUCUGGUUCAAUGCUCUUCAUUGAGAUUCUGCAGAAUUUCAUUGGGCUGAUUGACCACCAGUGUCACAAGCUAGAAUUGUGCUUCCCAUAUUAUGAAUCAAUGAGAAUUGAGAAUGACUACAACAUGCCAACAAAAAGUAUGCAUUUUAUUCUGCAAGCAGCGGUUGUUUAGACCUGCCAUGUCACUCUUUGUGUAGCAUUCCAGUAAGUGUCUGCGUCUUGUCACUGUAAAAAAGUUGACAUAGUAGCUUUUAGUGAAAAAUACUCUAUUUCAUGAUAAUGGCUUGCCUUCUAUUCCCGUUUUGAAGCGGAAACUGUUGACUAACUUUAUUGCCUGUAUUGUCCACUAAGUAGGAAAAAGAAGUGGAGGAAGGAAAUUAACCGUGUGUGAUGUUCACUGUUUUUAUGGUUUAAGCAGUACUGUCUUGUGUGCAGUAUCAGUUUUUUUAUUUUUUUUAUUAACAACCUAAAGUGUGCAUUUACUGGCUCCUUUUGGCCAAAUAUCCAAGAUCUGUUGCUUAAUUUAAAAUUAGUUCCUGGUUAAUGUAUAGUAGUGAACCCAAACAAGUAAGGCCUGCAGUGCCUGGUUGGUGCUUGUAAUUUCUAGUUUCUGCUGAUUGCUACCAGUGGAAAUUCUCAAGACAAGUGUCAGACUGGGACCGAAUGGUCACCACAAGUUCGCAACCUUGUCCCCCCCAUUUAAAGGGAAACAUGUGUCUGCUACACAAAACUGUCCAGUCAUCCACAAUGAGAGUGUCACAUUGUUUUUAACAUUGUUUACCUUUGGUGUGUGCAAGUAUGCUUGAAGUAUUCUUGAAGUUACUUGCAUAGUUGUCUUUACUCAUACAGUUUAUUGUCUAAGGGAACAUUCAAAAUGUCUAUGCUGAUGAGAAUUACAUGUAUGUUUCUCAUUGCUCUCUUUAUUGCAUUUAUGUACCUUCUUGCGAAUUGUUACGUAGCUGUGACGUGCAUGUGUCCCUUUCAAACUGGUUUAAUAUAUCAGGAGUUAAAGGUGAAAAGUUCUUUCAUUUUUUUUUUCAUCUAAUAGUUUCAGAAGAACUAUGUCUCCUGCAAUUUAGGCGAUCAGUAAAGAUGAAUUUUUCAUGGUGCGUAAAAUUGCAACCAAUAAACCGAUUUUACCACAAGGUUCAUAACACUACCACCGUUGCAAAGGAUUUUGGUAAUAGUACCUCUAGUAGACUGAAGUGCAACGGUGGUAAGAAAGCACAGUUCUUUUUCUUUUUUUUUAGCCAUAACAAAUUGUCUUAGCUCUUAAGAUGAAAAAGUCCAGGAACGGAGAUAAAAAAAUUACUCAAUAGGAACAACUUGGAGACGCACCCCUCGACUUCCCCCAAUAAUUCCUUUCAAGGUUGCCUUGAAUCCAAGUAUGACGGGAAAGUGGGGAGGGUUACUGGCAUCAUGCUACAGCAGGGCUGGCACACAUGCACAUUUAAAAUAAGUUUGCACCAAAAGUAACAAGUCGUAUUCGAAACGAGCCACAUGUGCCUAAGGGUAGCAUUGCAACUCUUCAUGAAGAAAUUAAAACCAGCAAGCUCGGUGCAUGCUUCCAACAUUCUCUAGUGUUCUUUUACUUAAGUUUCUUUUACCCUGUUAUUUGCUUGACUGGCGAGGCAAACUUUGCAGUAGUUGGUGUAUAGGACAGGCUUUUUUGAGAGCCCAGUUUGCCAGGGUAGUACUAGUUACUGGAAAGAUUAGCUUCGUGGCACCUGUUGAAAUUGGUUUGUAGGGCUCCGACAGUUUCAUGCUUUGUCAUUGGAUGAACAGUGGCCCCUUUGUAAAGUUGCAUGCAUUGGAUGAACAGUGGCCCCUUUGUAAAGUUGCAUACAAACUGUUUACCCAAUAAAUACAACGAGAUAGCCAGUGCAAACUUGGAAGAAUGUAUGUUACGGCUGAGUGGGAUGGCUAGUGCUUUUGUUCUUGGAGCAAACAUGUAACAUUUGCACAUCUGCAGCAUUUACACUUUGGCUUUUGCUUCAAGCGUGGGCUUCUUGACAAUGUGACAAUAUUCUGGAUGUGUGGGACAACUAGCUUGCAAAUUUUGCAAACUUUCAAAACAGCCACUUGUUGGUCUGUGAUGUCUUCCUUGUAUAUUUAACAAGAUCCAUGCUGGUACCAUGCUGUUCUCACAGGGCUCUCAUAUGGCCUACUUUGCAACACUUUCAUGAGAACUGCAGUACUCAAACUAUGCACUGGCAUUUGUUACCAUUGUCACCUCUGCUGCAUCUAGUGCAAGUGAAUUCCUCCUUAUGCAUAUUCUGGCCAUUAGUUAUAAGCUUAUCUUAAGGUAAGGACAAUAUUAUGCAUGAUGUUGCAAGAUUGACAUAUAUCAUUGUAACAUUACAUGUGCGGUAAGGUCAUGACGCAUUUAUUUAUCAAAUCAGUUUCUUGGAAAUUUGUGAGCAGGAUUCAAGAAAGGGAAAGUUGACAUCUACUGGUAAAUGCCACCAAGUUACAGAGGAAGCCCAAAUACAUUCCUGAGAAAGCGACAAGAAUUUGGCAUCUGUGUGAAAAUAGCACAGAGCUAUAAAGGAAGGCCGUACUUGUUCCUCAGAAAAAAAGUGAAGCUUCUGUUUUGAACAACCCAUGUGAGUUAUCGAACUUCAUGCCACAUUCAUGUGGAUGCCAUCAUUUCCUUUCAAAUAUUUAUGUGUGCUACUGGCCAUUUCUUAUAUUAUCUGCAUCACGGCAUUUCUUUUCAUUCUGCUGAGAUAUUGUGAUCUUAUUCUGUAGUGAAAGAGCAGUGAACCUUUCCUUGAUUAUCGUUUCUUGUCUUUGUUUUUAUAGUCUAUUUCAGUUGGUGGAAAAAAAAUAUGAUCAAAUGGCUUGACAUUGUAUAGGAGUCAUAGAAGCCAAGCUGACCUUCUCAGGCUUUAAGGGUCGUCACGAAUGGCUAUUAAAAACAAGCCUGAGGUGUUCUGAAAUGCAUGCAUCUCUGUCAUAUGCAGUUUUACAGACUUGUGAAGUGCGUUGUGUAGAAGUGUCUUGGUGUUGAACAUUGUGUGUCUUGUUGGGGAAGCCAACACCAGAACAAACGAAUGUGCAUUUCUGAUAAGUCUCUUGGGUUAUGGGUUGUGCUGGUGUACUGCUUUCUUUUUACUUCUGCAUUGGUAGAUUUCUGUCAGCGUAAGUGUUUCGUGAAAGCUGUUUUACAAGUGAAUCAAAUGCAAAAAAAUGAACAAAAGGAAAAUAAAAGAGCUUUAGCUAAGCACUUUUGUGUCCUCUUCGUCUCUUAGUGAAAUGGUUCACUUUAAUUUUGCUUUCUGCCUUAGUGCUUGAAAUCUCUUGGGACUGGCAACUGAUUACUACUAAUCUUGGUUGCAAAAUCAUUCCUGGUAUUCACAAAUAGGCAGUCUUGAAUGGGAGCUUAAAACUUGGCAUAUAGUAAGCAGUCUGGGUCAGCGUGCAUAGUGUCUGCUGGCAUAAUGGAAGCUUUAAGAGAUGCACUAAUGUCCAUCAUUGCAUUAAAUGCCUGCAGUACCACAAUGGUUCAAUAACAAUUUCUUUAGCGAAAAGCUUAAUUGUGCUCUCUUCCACUUGCAAGAACUAGAGAGAGAGAGCAAUAAAUAGCAAGAUGUGGUUUAUUCCAUUUUUUUUUACUCCAAAUGUCUUGUGUCGAAGAAUUUACCGCAUUUAUUUGUCACACUUUUUUAGAGCUCACAUUUACAUGGCAGAACACUUCUGCUGGCACCUGCAUCUAGACUAAGGAAUGCUCAUAAUUAUUAUGGAAUUAUAAUGGGCAUGUUUCAUUGCUUAAAAGCUGAGAUGAGCAAAGAAAAAGUCCGCUGCACCGCUCACUUAACGUGAGCCUAAGGCACAAGGUAAAUGGGAUGAGAAAGUCCUAAAGGAGUGAUACUGGCUUUGCUGAUAAUAGCAGUGUUUUCUAACACAUGAAUAACAUCGCAUUUGCACAGUCUGUAAGAAGUUUAAGGCCUUUUUUCAAGUGAUACGAUCUGCUAUCAUUCCUUCUAGUAGUACUCCUGCAGAAAACCUGUUGCUCUGAAGCUCUAGAAUGUGAGGAGCCCUGUUAAUUUUGUCAUUGAAGUUUUACAAGCAGAAAGUGCUGUGGGGGCCUUAGUGUGUAGUGCAACGACAGGACAGGUCCAACAGGACAGACUCCACAUUAUUCUUUAACUCUUGAGUCUGGGACAGGUGUAAAUGCAAAAUUCUAAGAUGCACUCAUUAUUCUUUACAUUUUCAGAGGAGGCCCACUAUUUUAUAGGAACUUCGGUAACAUUAAAGUGUUGUCUAAUUGUUGUAGCAUCUACAGAUAUUUAUGCUGUAUGCAUCAUUUUCUAUCUAGAUUUACAUUAGUAAGCAAAUUUUUUCAGUUUAUGGACAGUGUUUAUUGUUGGUGUUUGAAACUUGCUAUUGCGUAUGCCAUCAUAGCAUCAAAUAUGCCAGCUCAUGCCUUGGCUUACUGCCUCUUGCAUCUAGACAGUGAUGAUGCACUUUCAUGCUCUGCUGCAUGAAGUUUGGCUUCUGAGUUUGGUAUGCAUGGAGGCAGUAGAGGCUGAGAGACAAUUUGUUAUUUAGUGCCAUGUUUACAACAAAAACACUUGUCCAUUUUCUCAUGUAAUGUCCUGGUUAUGUACAUGUGGUUUACAAAUUUAUUGUUGGUUUCUGUACAUAGGAAGCUAACAGCUUAUCAAUUUUUACAUUAUUUGUGCCAGUUGAGAGUUGCUUCAAUGAGCUGAUAAACAAAAGCAUUUUUCACUUUGUACUUAAAUCGAGCAAGUGGGCUCCAUACACUACUUUUUUUUAGUGGGGUGGAAGGUGAUGCUGAUCCUUCGGUGUGUUUUGACAUUUUGCUGAUGCUUCUCACUUUUUUUUUACCAUGAACAAAAGAAAAUGAUGACAUUACUGUAGCACAGUUCACUGUGUGGAAAACACAUAGCUGUCACUAUUUAUUAUUAGGGAACCUAGUUUUUUGGUAAAACCUUGUUGUUUAUUUUUUUCAGUUCUCAUACUCCAGUUUUGUUUGAUAUGUAAUGUAGUUUGAUUGAAUGUAAUUCCUCCUAAAACACGAGGUCACAAGUUUAAUUCCUGGCCAUGGCGGUGGUGUUACAAUGGAGGUGGAUUGCGAAAAUACUCGAGUAUGGUGCUUUGGGUGCAAGUCAAAGAACCUCAGGUGGUUAAAAUUCAGAGCUGUUCACUACAGCAUCCCUCAUAACCUACUGGGCAGCUCUGGGAUGGUAACCCCAGCUAUUUAAUUUAUUUAGCCACUUCAAGAGCACUGGGAGUGUUUUCAUUACUGGGCUGGUGUAAGCCCUCUUGUACGAGGCAUGACAACUGGCCUGUUUGGCAGUGUGUGUUUGUGUUUUCUUACAACAUACCACAGUCGUUAGAGUUAAUUUUUGUGCCAUAACAGGAAAUUAUCAUUAGUAAACAGGGAACAAAGCUUAUUUAUAAAAAAUUGAAAUCUUGAAAUUAAUCUUGGAAAAAGGAUGUGAUGAUAUGAAAUAACAUUGCUUGGGAGGUCUAUCUUACUCAUUUAAGAGUAGUGCAUGUCAAAAUGAAAAUUCAGUGCACAUGUUUCUAGCACUUCUAAGGCUUAAUUAAUGGCUAUGUUGGUAUGGCAGUUCCUGCCUCGUUGGUUCAUUGAGUACCAAUAGCAUGAAUAAAGUCUAGCACAUAAAUAUAAAAUGCCGCAGGAUUAAGGCAUUUAAAUGGGAAAGGACUGUGCCUGUGCCAAGCUUUCAAUGGACAAAAGUGAGUCAGGUGCGGUUUGCAUUCUUGAGACUGCUUCAGUGCAGGUGUGAAGCACAUGGGGCUGUCAUUUUUUUUAGAUAUUGAGCUUUGUUCAGAGCUUGGAGAUGAUGAAACAUGAAAGACAGCAUAUUGAAAAUAACUUUAUCGGGCGUUUCCAAAUGCUGUCUGCAACUUCUCAGACAACCUUCGUGUGCUGAAAGAUGCUACCUAGAAGAUCUUUAGAGCUGUUUAAACUAAUUAACUUGUUAGGCUUAUUGUUACAAUAUCUACUUGGACUCUUGCAAUAUAACUGCCAGGCAUCUGCUGGUGUUGUUUGGUGUUUAAAAUUGUAAAAACUGGUGUUUAAAAAUGACAGUGUGUCAUUUUUAGAACCAUUUUAUGGCUCCUGAGACAAAUUCAUUCCACUCUUAAGGUCAACUUCAAAUUGCUGUAUCCUGGACACAACUCCCUUUGAACAUUCUGAUGAAACUAUGCUUCUACUGCACUUAAUUUGAGCGUUUCUUCAUUUCAUCUCCUAUUGGCGAUACGAAGAACUUACAUUGACUGUAUAUUUUUUCUUCCUUUUUGCUUGAGUCCUAUUAUUUGAUUGGCCUCUUUUGUAAACGGCCACAAUGGUACUGCCAUUUUUAAGUAAAUUUUUCUUUCUUGCGCCAGAGUAACGGUAUUGCAAAAGCUGAACCCAUUUUUACUUCACAUAAAUUCAUUCAAAAAUUGUAUUAUGUUCACUGAAAAUACCGCAACAUGUGUUUUCAUGACAGCCUUGUAGUUUUUCUAAUUUUAGUGAUUUUAGUCAUGCACUGUGCUUUGUUCUAUCAUUAACAUGUUAUGUGCUGUUAAGACUCACAAAACUUAAAGGGAAAAGUUAAAGGGAAAUGCAUAGGCUUUGAAGCAGCCCAUACAAACAACUGGUUUCUGAUAAGUUGCGAUACUUUGCUGCUCUGAAUGGUUGUGUUAGUGUACAAAGUGACCAGGAAAUGCAGUGGAAGUACACUAUGUAUGUAUGUAUGUCAGAUUUUAUGCAGGAACAAACCUGCCAUGGACUGCCAGAGAAGUGUGAAAUGUCUUUGCUGUAAUCAUGCCAAAUGAAAAGUACCAUAGUACAAGUCAUGAUUGCGAAAAUUAGUGCCCAUCUUUGUAUCAUGCCUAAUAUGUAGCUAUACCUUGCUGUUGCAUCUUGCUUUUUUUUUCUUUUUUUCUUAUAGCAUCUGUAGCGAUUAACAGAAAUUCAAGUUAUGCAGAGGAAGCAACUCAGUAGCUUGAUGUAUGCCAUUUCAUCAACUCUGUGCCAUGCAGCAAAAGUAUUCCCUGUCAGCCAUCCAGGAACGAGGAGAGAAAGGGCUUGCUUAUUGCACAAAGCUAAUUUAUUUGUAUGAAAAGCUAGAUGAAUGGUGAGAUCAUGGAAAAAUUAAGGGCACACUAUGGGUAAGCCACCCUUCUUUCCCUAGAACAUGCAGCCAUUUCUUGUUUCUGAUGCAAUCCAGUUUUUCGCUUUUCUGCAUGACGUUGGUGAGAUGGCGUGUAGAUAAUGAGCCAGUGAGAAUCAUUACUCAGAAUUUCAAACUGCGUCGGCACUGGUUCCUUGUAACUGUGAUCUUAAGCACAAUAAUGUUUGGAUUGAAUCAGGCUUCCGAGUGUGAUUCUCAGGUUUGGUGUUGUUCCACCUCUUUGGCUUUGGAAUACAUGUCAUGUAGCAUGGUCCAAACUUUUGAGACAGAUUUCACUUGUAACUCGAGCUGGAAGUGGCACUGGCCACUGUUUAGUGGGGGUAAUGAUUGCUACUGGUGCUGGUUAAGCGCCCAUCGAUGAGUUUUGCUCUUGAUUCAUGGUGCAUCCUGUUUGGUGCCAUAUAGGAGUGUUCUCUUUUCUUCCUUUUGUCAGAUGCUGCACUUGGGCGUGCCCAGGAAGUCUUGCGGCGGUGAUGUGUCACUGUCCAAGGAUGACAGAUCUGUCUCGCUCUGGUGUAGGAAAGUCAUGUCUUGGGGUGGUGUUCAGGGUUAGUGCAACAAGCACAGAAAGCUGUGGUGGGAACCUUUUAAUAGCUUUGACCAUGGAAGUAAGCCUAAGAGCCAGGUCACUGUUGUGCAUUGGGUUAAACAAAUCGCUUUAGCCUCGGCUUUUGUGCUUUUUAUAGUCUUCCACAGAACCUAACCCAUUUUGACCCUGCGAAGAUGGAUGCAUGAAAUGCUGCGGUGUUGUGCUGUUACAUUCUUUUAUGUGAUUUUCAGAAUAAAGCGGUAUGUAGGAGUCUCCAGUGUUUACUGGUUCCUUAAUGUGUGAGAUGCAGUACUGUAGCGGUUGCUAAUGGUAUCACAUGUCAAAACUAACUGUUGAUUUCGGGCACUCGCAGUCGGUUACUCUACCGAUUUGAGGCAGUCUUAAAGAUAUAGGUCCGGUAAAGUAUUCUUAUAGAUUCUUAUACAAUGUACAUAUUUAAAAAAAGAUUGGAGAAAAUGUUCCUAUGACCUAAUCUUAUUAAAGAUCAUGGCUCAACAGCCUUGUGAUUUAGUAGACAUUUUUUAAGUCUCUUUACGGGCUCUGGUAAAGUGUUGCCUGUUUUUCUAAUUUGUAACAAAUAAGCUUGAGAUCUGUGUUGCACUCCUGCUGUUGAAGACAUUAUGGCCAACAUAUGCACAUUUUGGAAACAUGUUGCUCUUUCUAGUUUUUUUUUUUUUUUCUUUUAGCAAGGUGCUUGAUGACUGAUGUGUUUAUUUUGUCAAUAUUAUUUUUUCCCCUACACUUUAGCUGUUUUGACGAUGAAAACUUGUUGCAAUCAAACUGUUGAUAAAAGCUUUGCUCCUCAUAUAAUGUUAAAUAUAUUAAGCAUUCUACACUGGGCAAUCAUAGACAGCAGCUAUAAGUUAGGAUUGUCUAGUUGUUAGCAGGUAAUACUGGAACAUAAUGAGCAUGCCAUGGUAGGUUAGUAUGCUGUAGCUUGAUGUUUUGUUAUGGUUUGUUAUUUGUGCUGGCUAUUAUGUUUCACUAUUUUACCAUUUUUCGGCUGUCAUUCUAGCAUAUGACACUGCAACACGUAGAAGAGGUGUGUAGGUGGCGCACUUAACCCUGUGGCUUUUAUGUUCUGGUUGUAACUUCAAAAAAAGUAUUUUUCUUCGUGACCAUGAGUGCGAAACUUGAUGCAUAAAUGGAACUUAUCUAAAUGUUGAAAAACAGAGUUGCUUAGUGAUUAAUUUAGUUUUACAUUUUGUUGACUGACCACAGUGACCAGAUUAAUGCAGGCCAACAAGCAGAUAGCUGUCUCAAAACAGGCCCAUGUAACUGACUCAGCUUGUUUCAGUAUAGCCCAAAACAAGAGGCGCACAACAUCCAAUAUGACUUGACUAAAUUAAAAACCACUUUAUACAUUGUGCUUUCAAAGGUGGGUGAAUUAAGAAAUGCUCUAGACACGAGUUAUAAUUAAUUACAAAACUACAUUGUGCUAAGAAAGGAUAAUGACUUCUUAACUGCAAUUAAUACUCAUUUCUCAUGAGAGUUGCAGCUAUAAAAAUGAUACGGUUUAGGCAACCCAGAAAUUUCUUGAACAUGCAGAAAGACUCAUAAAUGUGGAAAUUUGAAUUUCCUUUUUUUUUUCAAACUAAGGAAAAGCUGCAAACAGGCGCACUAAUUUAUAACUGACUGAAAAUACUAGUAGUAUCAAAAGUCGAUAAGCCUGGAUCCAUUUGUGGGUGAAACUGGUCACUAUAGAGCUGAUCGCUUGCUGCUUUCAGUAAAAGAGUGACUGGUAAGUUGGAAGCCAUGCAUAAGACAUGAAUGGAAAGUCAAAAUACAUGCCCAAGAUGAGAAUGCUGCCUUUACCUUUUCUUGUCCUUUCUCUCUUUUUUUUUUUCUAUUUCUGCUUAGGUCCCUGGCGAGUAGCCGCACCCAACAAACCGUUCAAGUGCAGCACCUGCUCAAAGCGUUUUUGCUCAACAGAGUCCCUGCGAGUGCAUCUGUAUUACAUGCACCGUGCCAUCAAGAUGCACGUAUGUCAGCGCUGUGGACGCUGCUACAAGAAGCGCUAUGACUUGAGAAAGCACUGGGAACGGAGCCCCCUUUGUGAUGAACUCAAUAUGGCUGCUGCAUCUAGCCUGUAAUGAUUUGGUUUGCUGGUGAAUCUCCCUUGUGUUGUCAAUUUUGCCCCAAUAUGGAAUAUUUUAAGGCAUGAGGUGACUUUUUCGUUGGUACUGCUGUGAGAAAAUGUUAAAAAGCAUACAGAAUGUUCUGCUUUUUUUUUACUUUCUUUUUAUUUAUUGUUGCUUCAAUAGUGUUUUAAUGCAGCUGGUUUACUGGUGGAUAACAAAGACUGCUUGUGAGAAAGUGCAGAUCAAGGAAUAUCACAGUUUUGCCUUGGAUACAAAGCAGUGACACAAUAGCUAUCAUGAUGUUUGGCAGUAAGACCCAAGUGUUUUGCAUGGUAUCAUUUACAGUAAACACUUGUGGCACAACAAACAAUUUGCACUUGACUGUUCAUUUAACAUUGGGCUUUGCGUGUGUCAACUAUGGAUGCAGAACUGUUGUGCCUGCUUUCUUUGUGUUAUCUUGCAAAAGCAGCAUUGUUGUUGGAAGUGUGUACAGUCUUUUUCCAGCUAUUUCUGCAGCAUGUGCAAGAAGGGGCUAAGGAAUUGUGGCAGUGACACAGUAUUUCGUCAUCUGCAUGUGUCUUAUCUAUUUUUGCUUAUGCAGGCCAAUUAAAACAGUUGUUUUCAGGACAAGAAAACUAGAUUUCAGAAAACGGGACAGGAAUUACGAGAUAGGGCUGACAGGUAGGCUACAUGCAAUGCCCAGCUUCAGACGAAGGGUAAUGCACUUAUUGUUUAUAUGUCACUGCGAAUGUUUACUGAAGCUCAUACUGCAGGUGAUACUGGGAGCAUUAUCACAUAAUAUUGUGCUAGCUAUGACUUCCAUAGUUUUGCUCAAGUACAAAUAAGCACAAUUAUAACCAUGCCAGCCAUUAUGAAUGCUCGGUUUUUAUGAAUAAAGACAUUGACUGUCUGAAUUGGAAUGCAGGCCCCGAUAAAAUAAAAAGAAUGUGUCGACCCAAUACUCUUACAACAAAUAUGGAAGCAUACUCACUUUCCCAGGAUAGUGGCAGAUGUCUCAGUACUGCACUAAUGUGGGUUCAACGCACAGCUGACUUACAUGGACAUUUCCUGGGACAAUUUUGUCCGGGCUGGCAGUGAUGUCAACAUUGUAGAAACUUACAGCGACGAGACUAUUCGAGUAAAACUGCGCAAUGCAACACGGAGAAAGCGGGACACAGAAAUGACUGACACAUCAUCGCAUUUUUUUUUUCGUACACAACAGUAGAUUGAAAGGUAUACAGGAAAGAGAAAAUAUUUUGUCACUGCUGCAAAUUCUCAAUUUUGCAUUUGCUGAAGAAAUAUUUGGACUAAAGAUGCCAUGGCAGCUUGAGCAAACAACAAUGGUUGUGCAAGACAGCAUGCUGAAGCAGACUAAGAAAUGACAAAUAACUUUUGGCAUCAUAACUGCAGUAAUUGGUGUAGCUGUGAAUGCAGCUGAAAAGUGCCGUUAGCAAUUAUUUCUGUGAAAGAAAUGUGCAGACAUAGUGCAUUAAUGUUGGCUGAAUUAAUAAUAAUGUCAUGUUGACAAACAGCCUUUGAAUGAAAGAAGGGUAACUAUUUCUGGCUUUUUGUACUACUGAUAAUUAAACAUUGCAGCUGGAACAGUAACAAAGUAGAGUUGAUGCAUUUCAAAAAAGUUGGUUACGGUAUAUAGUAUUUUUUGUAAGUCCAGUUACAGAAUUAAAGUUGACCAGUACUCAAAGAAUAAUCUUUUACUCGAAACUUCGUGCCUAGCACCAAUUUUGAGGAGUACAGACUCAAAAUGUAUAAAGAAAUGCAGUGUUAUUUCAGCGCACAUUUUUCUGUACCUUGUUUUUUCAUUGUGCGAACAUAUUUACUCACACAGCAAUGGAUUUUGGGGCAGAUUUUGAUAUCUUGAAACUAGUGCAGAGUACACAGCUUCCAGCAAAAGGGGAUGCCUUGAGCAGUGGCAGGCCUCAAUUCUGCAAUUAGAAGAAGUUAAUCAGCAGAACUAUAAUCGUAAUGAUUAUCAUGCAAAUUCUGAUCUGCUGCUGCAAAGAACCUUGGUCACUCAAUAUUGUCAUUUACUGUCAUAUUCACUAUUGUCAAUAAUGUGAGACAGUUGUUGCAGAAACGCAUGUUAUACGUAAAUAUGUUAGAUACUUCCGAAUGUGUUUUAACGGGAUAGCAUUAAGGGCCCCGUGUUGCAGAAAAUCCGGCGUUAGUGUCGGCGUGGGUGUUCGGCAUCCAUGGCAGAGAAAAUCAUCCCCAACCACCCUGACCGCGCAGGCCCUCUGCGUGGCACAAGGUGUUAGUGAAGGAGAAAAUCAUUCCGAACCACCCCGACUGCGCAGGCCCUCUGCGUGGCACAAGGUGUUAGUGAACAAAAAUUGAAUUUCUCACAGUGAAAUCCGUCAGAAAAAUGGUAAAGUACGACUUAACCACAACCUACGGACAUGGUGGCGUCGGAUUGUAAUUUGAAUGUACGAGAAAACAUAAUUCUGUUACGAGGAAACUCAACCACAAACCCCUUUUCCAGCAUUUCUACCAUACCAACAGCGGUGCGCUCGGGUAGAUUACUUGUGAAAAGCCUAUCCAGAUGGCGCUCGCAUCCUCGGCAGGUCAAAUUCAGACUUCGCCUGCCUAAUGCACUUUGGACACACGCGCGUCGAGGAAAUAGCAAACUGUUAAUAAAAUAAUAAAAAAGAGGUCCUAGGGCCUUCACAUUUUAAUAUAAGAUGACUUAUAUUGCCCCUGGAAAAAUGUCUUCCCAGCAAUGCAUUUCUGUUUAAAAGUGAAGCCGACUUUAAGGCGAUCGGUGUAAGCUUGGUCUUUGUAAGCUGGCUUUCCUAUGUUCUGUGUUGCAGUGAAGCCUACUUAUAAAGAAAAAUGCGAUGCAAAUGGGGCCUGAUAACGGCGUUCCACUCUUCAAGGCGAAGCUUAAGCGUCCUCCAAUUUUUACUUCUGGUUUUGUCUUGUAUGGGCUUUAGCGUGUUCAAAAACAUUAAACUCAAAUUGCAGCUUUCCUCCAUUACUUUCUGUUGCAUUUAGCAUUGCUAGAAAAAAUGUCGCUGUUUCGCUCGAAAGGCGAAGCAUCAAUUGCGAUAGCAAAUUAGUAGAGAGCUAUUCGGAGUAGGGAUAGUAGUUUUAUCGGCUGCAUAAACUUGGACACACUCACUUACUAACUGAAUUAACAAGCGUGGUGUCAGCGCGCACAAGCAAACAUGAAUAGAUCACACUGAAUGACCGCAGACGACUGUCAAAACGCUGGCAGCAAGCGCAGCUGCCACAGCGAGUGAAGGUUUGUGCGGUCUAUCGCUUCAACGGAAACCAAGUGGCGAAUGCACAGCACAUACAAAGGUCAGAGCCGUGUGGAGAUAAGAGACGGUACGGGCGACCGCCACAAGCGGGCAAAGUACAAGCCCAGUUGUUGGCAGAGUAGAAGCUGCCCCCUCCCUCUCUCCCUCCCGCGCUGCCUUCCCGCUUUCUUGCUUUCGCGUUGGAGAAUAAGUGGCGAGUUUCCCUUGCGCCCGGUUGCAAGAUACGCAUUUGGUGCCUCAGCACAGCGUCGCCCCGCAUCCCUCCCUCCCAUACCCCCAUGGCCUUUCGCACGACGAUCGCAUUAGCCUUCCGCCGUGCGUCGUUCGCUCUUCGUGGUAGCGCGCGUACCCUGCGCGCUUUCAGUCGUGCAUACGGCGCGCAGGGUACGCGCCCUUGGACUUUAUACGGAACCUGACGGCGAUGACAACGGCGACGCCGACGGCAGAAAUUUGGUUGAAGUGUCCAUAUAAUUGCUAUUGCAAUAAAAGGCAUUCUACAUUAUAGAUAAUAUACCAGGCGUUUCAGAGAAGUUCUCAAGAGAUUAAUAGUGCAGCACAGCAGGGGUAAAGGAACAAUUUUUUCAGCACCUAAUUCAUGGUGGCCAACAUCAGGAGCUGUGUAAUAAUCUUUAAGGGAUUAAGUAAGCUAAAGUGUACUAAGUAUCUUUUUAAACUGCAAAAUUGAAGCCAGCCAGUACACAGUGUGUAUUCAUUUGCUAGAAAUCAUGGUUAGAAUUAGCUCAUUCCUGUGAAAUACAUCCUUUUGAUGUGCGAUGAAAUGCACUGCUGUUACAGUUAAAAAGUUUUGCUAAUAUUGCUGAAGUCUUCUCCAAGACAUCUGGUGUGUGUAUGUUGAAGUGUAUUGCUGAUCAAGGUAGAAAACUGAAGUAUAUCUUUCAAAUGUGGCUCACUGGCUACUCUAUGGCUUAGCACAACAACCAGCAGGCAUACUACACCUAAGCCCAAUGUUGUAAGUUUGAUUUAUUUGAGAUUACGUGUUGGACAGAAUGAAAAUAAAUGCAUUUAUAUGCAUUGCAUUUAACUGAUUCACUAAAGCAUUGCUUUAUAUAGAUUUCACUAUGUGUGUUGGGUAUGUAUAUUUUUUCCUCUUUCUGUGAUGUUAAUGCAUUUGUUACACAUGCACACACAUACAUGGAGGCAAUGUACAAAGCACUUUCGUGUUCCACAUCUGUAGCAUGUUCAUUACAGCUGAGAUGUAUUACAUCCCAUAUUGGUUAUUUUGUGAUUGGUAAAUUGAGCAGGCACCUUGCAUUUCAUGGCAUUCAUCAAGCAGGUGUUUGGUUUCAUGCAUUUCUUAGGCAAAUGGUUGGUUUGAGAGCAAGUGGCGAUUGUGAUCUUGGAAAUAUAUGGAUGACAAAUUUGAUACUUGGCCAUAGUAAGCAUGCUUCUUUGUUGCUACAUAUAAUUUAACAGCCAAUAAUGUACAGCUGCUUAAGUCUGUGCCUAACACAUUUUUGUGCUUGGUUCCCACUUUAUCUUUAAUUACAUCUGUAAAGAUUCUCUUAAUUGUUAUCACAAUAUUUUAUUGCCGUGGAGAUCACGUCGUCAUAUAUUUGUGCAUUUGUGGCUGCUUCCAAACUGUUCAUAACCAUUUAUUCAAUUAUUUGUGAUGUGUGUUUUGUACAUAGGAGGUAUGCAGUGUGACAUGACUUGAUUGCUGGUAGUGUUGUACCAUUAUCUUGAUUGCAGGUAGUGUUGUACUAUUGUUAUUUUAAUGGGACCAAGCAGUAAAAAAGGCCACAUCACUAGUUGGCUAACCUUGAUGCACUGUGUCUUGUAGCAUAACAUCACCAUCAAAAGAUUGUGGAAUAUGCCCCCGUGAAAGUUUUUCUGGCAUCUUGCAUGUUUUUGCACAAACAAGUUUUUUUCUUUUAUAUGUAUCGAGACUCAGAAAACAUCUUUGCACGAUUGCUAUAACUUGGAAUUGUCAGGGUGGACUGCCCUCACAGUGAACAGGCAUUACGGCAGGAAUGGACACAGGUGCUUAGUGUUUAGUUUCUGCACUAUUCACUAAAGAAAUCUUAUUUUUUGCAUUUUUUACAAAGCAAAUCUUUGUGCACUUGGAUAUUUCUGUUCUGUAGGCUUUUUCAGACUGGCUAUCUUUCUAUCAGAUUGCCUGGAAAGGGACAUUUAAGAUUGUGUACUCUAGUUACAUGAAAUGUUGACCGCUGUUGUUUGCGUUACUCAAGCGAGUUCUUAUUAUUGAUGAUAUUUAUUAAGCAGGCUAACUGGCAGUUAACCUCUGUUGUGAUCUUGCCGAUAUUGCGGUAAAUAAUUUGUAAAGCCUUAUCUGAUGGCUUCUUUUGCAUGUACAAGGGAAUUUAAAGGUAAUUCAUUUUGUUUUACUGAUGCAUUCGCUUGUUGGAACUGUUGUAGAAAUUAGCAGCAGUGUGUGUUUUUACUCUAAUCAUUGUGUAGAUCGCGUUAACUUAUUUCAUCAAAAUAAAUACUGUUCCUUGCACAUUGUUAGUCUGAAAAAACUUUCUUCGCAUGAAGAAUCGGGACGAUACACAUCGUUACGAAUAAUUCCAGCAAGUUCUUUAGAGUAUGAAUAAGUUCUUUCUCUAGUCACUGAAUAUCUGGCGGCACUUUUAGUUUGAAACGUAAAAGCCAUGGUUUACACAGCAACUGUGUCUUACCACCAUCAUGCCCAUGAGGUGCAUAUGAUAUAAAGCUAUUUGUGUUGCCAUGUAUAUAGGUGUUUGUGAACAUGGCUGCCAUUGAUUCUCUUGGAGUGCUGCACUUUCUCAGUUACUUGCGUGCAAUAUGCUUUGUGACUUAACAUGGUCAGCUAAUUUCUAAAGCCAAAUAAUAUAACGUAUUAUUUUUCAUCACAGAUGUUUAAACAACAUACUUAAUUAUAUAUAUCUUUGUGUUUAAAAAUGCCUCUUUCUUUUUUUUGAGGGUCAUACACCAUGAUACCUAAAUUCUAUUGGUUAUAUAGAGGUGUUAAUUUGUAGACUUCAUGCUUGAGUUGUCUGGAGAGUCUGUAUGAGCCUGUGAAAAGUGAAGUGUACUCAAUUGCCUUUUGUUACUUAUGGCAUGCUCAUUAAAAGUUUUUCUUUUUUUGUAGCUUUGUUAAAGGAUAUGGAUUCUUCAAUGCCUGGGCCAUCUUUUUGUGUUGUUUCGUGUUGUUUUGUAUAGAGCCAUGCUUGCCAUAACUUCAGCUUUAUGGCAUCUGAAAACCAAUGCUUAACUAUUGAGGCUUUAAAACAUAUAUAAUAUUAACAAUGGACAGUGAGUAGAAUAGUGUUUCCAUUGUGUAGUGCCAGGUUGCAUGUGCUAACACUGUAUAGUACAGUGCGUUCAUGAAAUUGCAUGUGCUUGGCAACAUAGUUAGAAAUGAUCACCUUUUACAUCUUGAUAAUACCAUAGCUGUCUCUCUCUCUCUUUUUUUUUUUUUUUUUACUAAGUUGCAUUGCGUGUAAUGUUGCUGACCUUAUGGCAUCUCUUUUUAUUAUAUAGCACUAAAUGUGACAUGUAAUGUCUGCUUUAGAAGAGCACUGCUCUAACUUUGCAAAGCUUCUCGUGGUUACUUCUAAUUUGAGCCAUAUUUUUUGUUGUACCGCAUAGUAAGUCCUUGCUUUUUUAUGAUUACAAGCAGCUUGCUUUACUUUUUUUCACCUUGCUGGCUAAAUUACUUCUAUAAAUGUUUUCAGUCAGACUGCCAGAAUUUAAUUUACAUUUUUAAACAAAGUUAAGCUUAACGGUUCAUUUUAUGAAAGCAGCAAGCCUCUCUCUUUGUGAGCCAUGGUUAAUCUGCACCUGUGUGGAAAACUCAUUCCUGCUUUGACCGCAGUGUUCACAUGACUGCUUUUACAGCCGAUAUUGCGCACACCCUUUGUGUAUGAUUAGAGGUCCCUUGCUACAGAAUUGACACUGCUACUCAGCUUAUGUUUACUCUGCAGCUAUACUUUUAGAGCUUGAGAUUAGAGCGCUUUUUUCUUGACAUGGACUGCUAUAUGAAUUGCUUGAUUGUUUGUUAAUGUGCCACCGUGAUAUUAAAUGUCAUGGAAAAGCAGCUCCUUUCUUUUCUCUUCCCCUUCCCCGAUUUUGUUUCUUUUCCUGGCUGUGUGCUGAUGCAGGGGUGCAAGGGGACAGCAGCGGUGGUCUCGGACGCUGGCACUUCUCGUCGGUUCGGCUGUACAACCACUUUCGUGGGAGCGCUGAGGGCAACUACCGAUGCGAUCCUUGUGCCAAGUUCUUCAAGAAUGUCAGCUCCUGGCGUCAACACCAAUACUACCAGCACCGGUCGCACAGGCGGUUCCCUUGCGAGUACUGCGGCAAGUCGUUUACGACCAAAUGGUACCAGGGCCAGCACAUCCAGAAUGUCCACCGGUCUGAGAACAAAGGGACAGUGAGGGCCUCGAUUUCAAGUACAGAAUGGACAGACUUCGGUGCACAAAUGGGAGCAAGCUACACAUGGUGACAUUGCUGCAGCUUGCGAGUGACCUGCAGUUUGCACUUCUCAAUGCUGUCUGCCACAGCCCGUUGUGGCUGCUCAUGCUAUGCACUUGAAAAUGUCAACCCUUAUAGAAGGUUUACAUACUAUGCUGAGACUAAUGUGACCAUUAGAAAAUGAACAGUAGAAUGUUAAGUGAUUUACUAAGUGUUCUUCAGUUAAUGAAUAAGCAGCAGUACUGUUAAAGGUAGCGACUAUAAUAAUCACAUAGAGAGGCAUACUUUGGCUUUGUUGCACAAAGUUUACACAAACAUUGCAUCUUAAGUAGAGGUAUAAUUACAGGGGGGUGAGGGGGUUGAAAAACAACUGGCACCUCAUGUCUUCCUCACGUCAAAUGCAGUCAACUCUUCAUGCAAGCAUGAAUGUUACUGUCCCUCUUGCCCCUUCUCCGAGAAACACUUAGGGCCUCAUUCUCACAUCUGCUCCAUCCUGCCGCUGUCACGACACUAGUUCCCAUCAGGGGAGAGGACUGGCCUCUUGUUGAAAAUGGGUUUCACAUGCAUUGUAAACCAGUGCUCUACAUUUUGAUUGAUGUGAUUCCACCUGAUCGAGAAUUGGCCAAGCUUUAAACACUAGAAAUGUAAAAUGUUGAAUUGAGUGCCCCCUGUACUCCAAAGUUCCUGCAUGUGCAGGUUGCUAGGUUAUUGCUAAAGAAAUGUGUAUGAAUUUCUCGACUUGAAUGUAAAUUUUCACUUGAGUGCUAUUGCACAGUAGUCCAUUUGUGAUAUUUAAGUGACUUCUGAAAUCGGAAAUUUUUUUUGUUUUUUGUUUUAAAGAACGCGUAGGUAUGGUUUUGUUGGUCAGAGGCGUAAAAACGUAUGUAACUGGCACUGCUGUUACCAUCACUCAUUUGGACGCAGCUUUUUUGUGUCCAGUUUGUUUUAUCCCCACGGCAGUUAUGUGAGAGGCAAAUAAUGGCUUUGUGAAUGAGGCCUGUAACAUCCUCUCCAUGCCUUAUAAAGAACUUUUUAAAAACUUGGUGUCACAGAUGCCACUUGUGUAAAUUUUUUCUAUUGUGUCUUAAUUUAAUUUAGGCAGCUAUAUUUUUUAUCCUAGAAUAUCAUGUUAAUUGGAAUGCUUAGUACAAAAAUUUGAAAUUUAGUUUAUUGUAUCACAUAUUAUGGUUCGUUGUUUCAUUGCUAAAUAAAAUCACUACAGUCUUUGAGGAUACUAAAGAGCUUUUCCAUAGACAAAGGCACCGUAAUGUUAGUAACUCAUUUGUUUUUUCCUAGGAGUAUCCUAGGAGCACUGAGAAUAUAGGGAACUUUUGUAUGCUCAUGAAUUGCAUGUUAGUGACACACAAAAUUUUGUGUGUAGUGUGAGUGAGCUUUUAAGCUGCUGCAGUUCCGCCUUCUCAUACUAAUCAAUCGUUGUUUCUUGAUAGGGUAACUAGGAAGGUUAAAAGAAAAUGUUGCGAACUCCCCAAGAUGCUGCAUGAUGACCUGGAAGAGUUUUCUGGAGAUUGGUUGCUUGCCUUGUUUUCUGUAGGUUAGCUGGAGCUGUAAGCUUGUUUUUGUGCUUGUAGUUUCAGACCUAGUUCAGUUUCCUGUGUGUGCGAUGAAAGUAAGUCAAGAGGUGCUUUUGCAUGGUUGCUGUUCAUAUGUGAUUUAUGGUCAUGAUACUGUGCAUUUAUUUUGUGUACUUUAUUCUUUAGCUCCUGUCUUUAUGCUUUUAGGUUGCUUCCAACAUUAAAGGUUGAGCAGCACCAUUGCUUUAUAUUAUGAUUAGGGGGUAAUUUUCUGUUCUAACCUACGGCAUUAUUGCACAUUAGUGCACAUGAUUGCAAUGGCUUUUACUGACCUAUAAACAUUUUAUGAAUGUGAAUUUGGCUGUCAGCAUAUCACGGAUUUAUAUCACAGAUAUUAGGACUGUGUUUCUUAGUAAUAAGUAAAGUUGCACAAAACAGUGAAGGGAUAGCUAGUGCUAUUUUAAGCUUGUGAUGCUUUGUUCGAUGAAGCUCUCGAACAAAGUAGUACUUUUUUUUCUGAGCCUUGGAAUAUAUCGGCUCAACCAUGCCCUCCAUAAUUCAUGAUUGGUAUAUCGUAAUGGUUCAGUGAGGUCUCUAUGGCUAGCUCUUUCUCAUGGCUUCUUACACCUCUCACUUUUUUUCUCCAGUGGGAAGUGGCGAUGCACAAACAGUUGUGCAAACAGCCUAGCAUUGCUUGAAAGCUAGCAUAUGAUCACCAGUUGGCUAAGGGAAGGAGAGUGCACUUCAGAGAGGCAGGGUUAAUCAGAUGGAAUUAUCAGGAAAUAUUGAGGCAUAUGAAGGAGUCAGCUGAUACAAGGUAGGGGCAACUGGAGAUAGUUGGGAGAAGCCUUCUUCCUGCGGUGGACAUAAAUGGGCUGAUGAUGGUAAUAUACGCACAGCUUGAUAUUGCAGUGCCUUGUUGAAAGCUGAGUGUAGUUCACUUUGUUGACCUGAUGCUCUUUUAAAGAGGCCCAGGCUUACUGUAUAUCGUGGCAAGGAGAGCUAAUCACACUAAAGUCACCAGCCGCAUGUAGACAGCAGCUGGUACUUUUUGAUCAUGUAAUGCCUGUGUGUUGGCUACAUUAUCUUAAUUACCUAAAAAACAACUAAAGGUUUAGACAUAUGCAUUGAAUGCUUUAGUUUGUGUUGUGCUGCUGUAAAGUAUUUAUCCAUUCAUACUUUUAUUUUCAAUCUCAUUUUCUUUCUUUUUUUUUGCAGGCAUGCAAUAACUUGGCAUGAUGUGACUUUUCACCAAAAAUUUGUGAAGCCUUAGAUUAAUUUGUUUGUCAGGCACAUUGUAACAGUAAUUAAUCAGUAUUACCUCUUAUAUAACUGCAUACAUUUCCUACCUGUUUCAAAUGGGAAGAGUCAAUUUUUGUUUGAAAGACAAUAACAGUGUAAAUCAUAAUGAAUUUUUGUAGCAAUAGCAACACAUUACUAGUAGUGGUGGGCCUCAUUAAAUGUGCGAUAAUCACAUAUUAACUAAUGAACUAUAAUUUACUGCUUCCUAACUAUUUCCUUUAAUACACAAAGUAAAAUUGCAGAGUUGAAGGUGUUCAGUGCUUGAGGCAUCUCAACUGAGUAGCAGUUUUGAGACUAGUAGUACCAGUUUCAACAUACUCUUCUUCAAAUACUGUAACAAAAUGCACUGAUGUGCCACUUAAAAUUUGUCCUGCAUCACGUGAGGGAGGCUUUUUGGGAAAGUAUUAAGUGGUGGCUUUGUCUGAAAAUUUGGGGAGAGAUAGCAUGAAACUGAUGCUAGUCUUGGGAUUUUUUCCAUGUGUACAUGGGCCUUGAGCACUGACAUGCUUCUGCUUCACAAUUGAAACUUGUGCCCUAAGGUACACCCGCCAUGGUGGCUUAGUGGCUAUGACAUAGCACUGCUAAAUGUUAGAUCGCAGGAUUGAAAUGCGGCCGCCUGGGAUCGAAUUCCAACAGCGGCGGCCGCAUUGCCUUGGGGCAAAAUGCAAAAACGCCUGUGCACCAUGCAUUGGGUGCAUGUUAAAGAACCUCAGGUGGUCAAAAUUAACCCGGAGUCCUCUACUAUGGCGUGCCUCAUAAUCAGAUCGUGGUUUUGGCACGUAAGACAUCAGAAUUUAAUUUAAAUAAUUUUGCCUAGCAUAAUCAAAUAAAUAUAAUUAUAAAGGCUGGGUAUUAAGUCAGUCUGUUGUUAUUGGCGAUGCACUAUCUCAAAAAUUUGGCUCUCCCCUUUUGAAGCAGUUGGUGAGGUGAUGUGUAUGAAGGUUUUUUUCAGGGCAUUCAUUCCUAACUCAAGAACUUUGCCCUAUUUAUGUUCUGCUGUGGAAAUGUUAGUAAUAAGAUGGCAGUUUUUAUACAUAUGCAAGGCCAUUAACUACACAUAAACAAAGAUGAAUAACAACAACAAAAAAAGACAGACAUACUAAAGCAAUGCGAAUUCUCAGUUUUGUUAUAUGUUUUGUUUUUUUGUGGCGCUGAUCUAUGUGCUGCCAACUACAUAUAUCUGUUCAUUUUUUUUCUCUCGCCUAAUGAACAACAGACAUUUGAACAUAUUGCUUUUGCAUAAAAAGACCUUGUUGCAGGAUAUAAAAUGGAUUGAAGCAGAAUUGAUGUUCUGUCUACAUGGACAGAGUACAUUUCUUUAUUGUGUUUUUUUACAAAAAUAUGCUUCCUCAGGUGUUGACAUUAUUGAGAUUAAAUUAUGUUGCAUUUUCCAGAAAUGAUAGUAUGACCCUGUGAUGUGACCAAUUGUGUCAAAUGAAUACUCUUCCAUGCAUUUCUAUUGCAUCCAUUUUUCAUAGCAACAUUCCCUUAUUUGUGCUUAGAAGUACAGUAUGCUUCAUCUUUUUUUUUGCACCGACACAUUAUGUUGAUAGUCAUUUUUAUUGCCAUGGACAUCUGAAUUAAUGAGGCAGGGACUUCCACAUAAUACAAUUUUGCACUUUCUUGUGUAGAUUUUUAUUUGUUAAUUUAUCACAAAGCGGUACACAUUUGUCGAUAGCUUUAAUGAGUUAGCAUUACCUGUUUUGCUUUUAAACCAGUUUAGAACCUCCUUAGCAGGCUAUCCUCCUAUUCGUACUGCAUUGUCAAGGUUGCAAGAAAUGGAAAUGUUCCUUUUUACAAAAUACUGUUCCUAAGAGCUGCGAUGUUUCUAGGCUAACAUAGCUCAUGACAGCAGCCAUGUAGACAUCUAUGUAGCCCAUUGUGACAUCCGUGUAAUUGUGCAUGUGAAAAAUUGUGCGAGCUGGAAUUGGAGCCCAAAGUUGUGAACUUACUCAUUGUCACGUCAGGGGUCUUAAGCAGUUGCAUGCAGUUGUAUUACAUUAUAGUGAACAACUUAAGAAUGACUAUACACUUGCUGUAUCAAAUGUUUAUUCAGCCAACAAGACUUCUUGAAUACUCAACAAGACAUAGAAUAUUGCAAAUAGCUCUCUAUAAAUCCGCGAAGUGGAGUAAGUUUCGUUAAAGAGAAAAAUUGCCAUCCACUGAGCAUGAAGCUACAAAGGAAGCCCAUAUGGGUUUCCCAGAAAGAGCGCUUCACAGAAGAAAAAUCCGCACUGGUUUGCUUUGUAGCUGCUUGCUACUGUCAGGUGGAUAACAGUUUUUACCUUUCAUCAAUAAGACAAUAAUUGCCAAUGAAUGGGUGGAUGGUUUGUUGCUAUGCCAGCUGGCAUUUGAGGCACUGUUAACUACUGCUAAAAAGACAUGGGACUAGAACGAGAUGCACACAGGACACGACGCUAGUUCUAGGGUCGUGUCCUGUGUGCUUCUCGUACUUGUUUCUCAUCUUUUUUAGUGCUCGAUAACAAUGUCUCAAGUCGGCAAUACGCACCAACUAGCCCAUCUUCCUUCUCUAAUUAUGUCAGAUGAUAAUUUUAAACUUUGUUAAUUGCAAUGGCACAUUCAGUAACUGGAAAAGCAUGUAACUAGAAACUUUAGCACUAAGUUGGUGACAGUUGAACUGACGAUAGCCAGAAAAUGACAUUAUGCAUUCUGUUCUAUCUGUAGCAAAUGGGAAGAGCUUGGGUAGCAACCCAUUGUUUACUCCCAGGGGUCAUUUCUGGGUUGCAGUGGCACUGUGGGGAUGUUGUUGAUACCUGCUCUGAAAUGUUUCUGUGUUUAAAAGCUUUUGUUUCUAUUUCGUAUUUUAACUAUGAGAGCAUAGAUGUUCGUUUGGCAGCUGAUUUUACAUUUACUACAAGCUGAGGCUCACAUUAUGUGAAGUUACUAAACAUUGGUCUUAUUUCACUAAUAGAUUAUUAUUUCUCUCUUUGCUGUGUGAAAUUGAUUUGUAAAUAUGUGAUGGUUUUGUUGCCAUUUACUUACAUCAGCUCUUUCAUCAGGGACUGCUGAAAGAAAUAGAGAAUGCACUGUGAGACAUGUCAGAGGCAGUGCUAAUCAGCAAUGCUGCUCUAGGCACUUUUUAUAAUCUGCCUACAGCCUACAUAGCCCAUGCAGAACGAACUAUAGGCAAGCAGGAUAGCAUAACAUUGCCUAGUAUGGAAAAACUUGAGUGCGAGACACUUCUUGAUCUGUCGCCAGUGAUGAAACAAUCUUGACUGGCAAAUAAUUAUGAACAUAGUGCUAAUCUCACUUACCAAGUUCAUCUAUGACAGAAUUUGUUUUGCAUCUCUCUUUUUUCUUCUCUUUUUUAUGAAAAACGCGCAUGUGCUUGCGUUGUAGUCCACAUUAAAGAACUCCAGGUGGUCAAAAUUAAUCCAGAGCCCUCCACUACGGCAUGCCUCAUAAUCAGAACUCGUUUUGGCACGUGAAACCCCAGAAAGAAGAAUGACGCACAGAAUGAGCAGCUGUCAGCUGUAUGUUCUGUCAGCUAACUAGUGCUAUACUAAUGAUCUGAAAAAUUGUCUCUUAUUUGUAACGCAAUUUUGAGCUGAUACUAAUGCAGGUUUGUAGACUGGCAUUUAAAAACCUUUGAAAUAAAUACUCAUGGUAUAUUGUGUGUUCUUAUUGCGUGGCAAUCUUUUAAGUAUCCAUAUAUUGCAUCACGGGCAUCACAAAACCUUACAAAAUAUCAGGCUUCAAUUAUAUUUAUGCUGUUUCAUAUGUUUAGUGAACUUAUAAGCUUACCUUUGGCCAAAGUAUCUCUUUUUAGACCAUACUUAUAUUCCUUAUUUGUGUUUACCCUAUGGUGAUCGCUGUGUUUAAUGGCAUUUGUGUAUCACGUGGCAUUGUUUGUGAGGUGUGUUUUACAAUGUGUGAUGCUACAUAUUAUUCAUUUUAAGGGGUGUGCAUUUUCUUGUUCACUAAUGUUUCACUUUGCACAUAUCUGUUGCCUAUAGGGCUUGCCCUUUAGUGUUGAUAUUAGCUUGUUAGUCUCUUGUAGCUGUGCACAGUGUAUGUAUGUAUGUGUACCAGUGUAUAUGUAUGUUGAGUAUACCUAUUUGUCAUUUUUGAUCAUUAAUACUCGAGCAGGCAUUUAGAGCUUCUACAUCUUGAUGUUAUUCAGUACUUCGUUUUCCAAUUAGGUUAUGGUACGCCCUGUGCUCAGUUGAGCUUAUGUACUUUUCAGUAAUCCAAUUGUGUGUAAUGCUUUUAUAGUGAAUAAAUGUAACUCUUUUGAGGCCUA
Molecule: messenger RNA, 64972 nt
Organism: Dermacentor silvarum
Lineage: Eukaryota; Metazoa; Arthropoda; Arachnida; Ixodida; Ixodidae
Exons: 2
Coding region: 35579-36322 (247 amino acids)
Biological process (GO): regulation of transcription by RNA polymerase II
Cellular component (GO): chromosome
Molecular function (GO): chromatin insulator sequence binding
Source: RefSeq, a predicted model, not a curated record